GGAGGGUUUGUGGGGUCCGGGAGGAGGGUUAGGGUCUUUUAAGGGUGUGUUUCACCGCCCUCUCUGGGACUGAGCUUAGUUGUAAAUAAACCACUCAGUAAGAAGGGUCGUCCCAGUUAGGGCUUUCUGAAAGAGAGGAGGGGGCUGGGAAAGAAGCCUCAAGUUCAGGGGGUCUUUAUAGUAAAGGGGGUUCAGUAGGGGUGAUGCCAGCUGGCGACUGGCGUUGGGAAUCUCAAACAGGAAAUGGUCGAGAAGUCUUAGGGACUAGAAUCUUGUCCUGUUUUUAAAAGGUGGGGUGUAUUUGGGCCUCGAGUUAGCACUCUAGAAAAAAAGGGGGAAUCAGUGGGGUUGUUGGUAGGGAAAACUUAGGGGUUAGAAUCUAUUUAAAAAGAAAAGAGGAUAAUUUGAGCUGAGAUCUGGUUGUCUUUAGCAGUAGGAAGAUUGAUCAGUAGGGCAGUAGAGUGGCCUCAGGAAGGACUGGAUUUGUGUUGGGGUGGGCCCACCCAGGGCCUGUGUUUAGCAACUUCUUAAAAGAAAUGAUGAGCGGAGUGGUUUGAGACAGGUGGCAGUUCUUAGUUGGAUCUGAAGGGGAAUUGUGCAGCCUUGCUGGCAUUUUAAUUGCGGGCAGUUGCUGUCAGUCAGCCCUGGACAAAGACGAGGCUGUCAAAUCUGCCUUGCCUUUUCAAUUAGUUACCUUUCUUUGGGUUCCCAAGGCACAGAGAUGUUUAUACCUGAGCUCCUUGCAGCAGCCCGACUUGCUUAGUGGAAUCAUGGUCCUAGUUUGAUGUGAAUUGAAAGUGGGAGUUGUGCGUUUGUUGUUAUUUCCUACUUGUGAGUGGCUAAAGAAAAAAACCCCCAAAUCCGCAGCCUUUAUCUUUUGAAGCUGCAUUUUAUCCUUCCAGGCGCUGUUUGUGGUGUGAGGAAGGGUACCGUUACAGUAACCGAAACGAAGGUUCAGAGGCCGGGUUAAAGGAGUGGUUUUUCCUAGGAAGCGAGGUGGCUCUACAACACCGUCAAUAUGCCUAUGCACCCAAAGUCAGACCCCCGUUACUUUGUCGUGAUCCGGCCUCUGCCCAUCCCCAGCCAGAAAGGCCUCAAGGUCCAAGCUCGAAGCAACACCAUCUACAACUGCUGGGAUGUCACAAGAGAGCAGGUCUUCCGGGAGAACUACCAUCGGAGAAUCAAGCAGCUCACGCAACAAGGCUACUUUACUCCCAGCUGGAAGCCCUAUCAAGAUUUUGGAGACCCUCUUUACCUCGAUCCGAGGAAACUCACCCUUUACGGUCUCGGACAGCUCCCCUUGGUAAGCACAGUGCUCUCUUAGUAUGUUCUUUGCUUGUGAUAUUAAAAAGUAGGUGGUGGACCUCAUUAAGCCAUAGAAACCGCGCACUGAGGUCCAGCUCCGAGGGUCUUCUGGCAAUUCACUCACUGCGAGAUGUGAUGUUACGGGAACCAGGCAGAGGGCCUUCUCGGUGGUGGCGCCCGCCCUGUGGAACGCCCUCCCAUCAGAUGUCAAGGAAAUAAACAACUACCUGACUUUUAGAAGACAUCUGAAGGCAGCCCUGUUUAGGGAAGCUUUUUAAAUAAUUGAUGUUUUAUUCUGUCUUUAAUCUGUUGGGAGCUGCCCAGAGUGACUGGGGAAACCAAAAAUAGUGGUCAACUGCAAAGGGGAUUCGGAUAUAUAAUUUGGCACAUUUUACUAGAGAAUCCUCUGCUAUUCUAUUUUAUGCAACAAACAAUCUUAGUAGUUGUGACCGUGGUUUAUAUUGUAUGUGUGGUGCCCAAUGAUUUUUAUGGUUAUUGCUGUUUUUCCUUUUGUUAUUUUUCCAAAUGAUGCCAUGGCCUAUGGGUAGCACAAUAAAAGUCGAUGAUGAUGAUGAUGAUGAUGACUGGGGAAACCCAGCCGGAUGAGUGGGGUAUAAAUAAUAAAUUAUUAUAAUAUUAUUAUUACAUGUGAGACAUGAUUAUUACAGCAGGUAGCAGUGGUUGCCAGGUUCUGAAUGCUGGGCAAAGAGACCUGAAGAGGCCCCUGGGCCUGAGUUUUAAAGGUUUAUCUAAAGAGCUUUCAAGUUUAACUAAAGAGCUACCUUCACCCCUGUGAUCUUGCCUGCAUGUUACAGAGGCACUGUAGUAUGCUUGCCACUAAGAUAAGCUAGGAGGGGAUUUUUGGUGGUGGCUCCACUGCUGCGGAAUUCCUUUCCAAUCUAACUGCACAUGUCCUCAAACAGGCCUUCCAAAAUGUACCUAUUCCAGGCUGCCUUUCCGUAACAGUGCUUUUGUGUUGCUGCUUUCUGAGCCUCUUAGGAUUUGUUGCUUCUAAUGUAUCGUAAUAUUUCCCAUCUGAACAAAGGUGCCUCCUUGUGAGGGCUGCAUGCAAAAAGGUGACCAAUAAAUACUUGAAUACUGACAACAACAAUGGAAGGCCAAGUAGAAGAGUGUUAUAAAAGCAAAUAAAGGUGAAAUUUGGGGGAUCCGUAUAGAUAAAAACAGGGUCUGAUUUUAUAUGGCGGGAAAAUACUGGGCUUAAAAAAUACGUCUUUACAAGGCACCCGAAGCAACUGAUGGUUGCUCCUUCAUAUAUAGGUACCAGGAACCUCUCUUUCUGGCUGAUUAAUGGAACAGGACGAUUUGUGCCCCUCAGAGAGCCUGCGUUGUCAGGUUCAAAAACUCAGGUGUGAGUUUGGGGUCAGCCACCCUCAGUGCUGGCCUAGCCCCAACAUUUCCCCUCCAUGUUUAACUCGGUUUUUAGAGUACAGCGCCUCUAGCCUACUCUUGAAAGUGCUUGCUGAAUGCAGUCGGUUCUCGCCCCCCUCUCUUCUACAGCUGUCCCCAAAUGGCCCAGCAGAGCCCUGUUAGUAUUCAUUUAAGGACUGUGAAAUGACCCAUUUUGGUUUUAGAAUCCUGGCUUCUGCUCUCCAGAGAUGGGCGUGCAUUAGGCAGGCAGCUCUGAUUCAUUGAAAAUCAAGGAACGUUGCGUCCCCAGACAGGCUUUUUGAUUACCUGAGUGUUCCAAGCUCUGUGUUAAAAGGUCUGGUUUGAUUCCUUAGUGAGCCGGCACAAGGGGAUAUUAGUCCCCUUUUUAUCCGUUCAGAGAGUUAAUUGCCAUGGCAAGCUUGUCUGCGAUACCCAGGAGCCGGCUUGUUGACUUCUUCCAAGUAAAGAAAGGUGACUUUUUCCUCUCUCUCUCUCUCUCUCUCUCUCUCUCUCUCUCUUUUUCUUUUUUGGACACACUCAAAACAUUUCUGUUCUUUUCAAUUUGAAGCAUCAUGAAUGCUUCAAGCCUACUCUGCGCUUGUAAUCAGAUCCCGCUGAGUAAUUGUGUGCUAUACAGAAAGAAGAUGGGUAAUGAGAUGGGUAACUACAUCUAUCCAGGAAGAAAAUGGAGCCAUUUUUGUUGACUGGCGUAAUUUCUGCACCUGUAGUUAGAUCCCUCAGUUGGCAGGCUUUGAAUUAAGUGGGGGCUGAGGGGUCAGCAGCCAUGGCUCAUCCUGCAUGCGCUAAGAGGACAAAGGGCUCUUUAGGACAAAUGGCUCUUUAGCCUACUCUUUCUUGGUCAGAACGGCAAUACAGUUGUACCUUGGAAGUCGAACAGAAUCCGUUUCAGAAGUUCGUUCGACUUCCAAAACGUUUGAAAACCAAAGCACAGCUUCUGAUUGGCUGCAGGGAGCUCCUGCAGCCAAUCAGAAGCCGCAGAAGCUUCGUCGGACGUUCGGCUUGCAAAAAUAGUUCGCAAACUGGAACAGUCACUUCCGGGUUUGUGACGUUGGGGAGCCAAAACUGGAACUAAGCUGUUCAACUUCCAAGAAACGACUUUAGAGGCUUUGGCAGACAUUUUAUUGCAUGCUGUUUCAUUUAUUUAUUUAAAGGAUUUAUAUACUGAUGAAUCUUCAAUGCCUCUAAUCGGUUUGCACAAUAUAUGCAUUAAAAUUACCAGUCAGAGCAGAUAUUAUUAUUAGAAAAUAUCUUGAAAAUAAAACUGCUGAGCCUCUGAGAAUUCUUGGAGAACAGGUAAGGUCCCUGCAAAUUGUUAUGUACUGAAGUUCUCACCCUGGGCCAGCAGGAGGAUACUGUAGAUAGUUCAGAUCCACAUAUGCAAAUAAGGGAUCAAAAGUGACGUUCAGUGAUUGGAUAGUUACAGAAAAUGGUUACUGUUGCGUUCUAGUGGAGCUCUAUAUGGUAAGCAGGCUGGCUGAACCCUUCAGUUCAGUUCUGUUCUGGCCUGUAAAUAAACAAGAGCUGUUUGAAGAAUCGCUGUGUCGUCUGAUAUGUUCACCCACAACUUAACACCCAUCUUCAAAAAUGGGGAGAAGAUUCAACCACAUGAUUUCGAUAUCAGGAAAGGUCCUAGAACAGAUAAUUAAAUAUUCUGUCUGUAAGCAUUUAGAGAAGGAUGCUGUGAUUACUAAGACCCAGCAUGGAUUUCUCAAAAAUGAGUCAUGCCAGACCAAUCUCAUUUCUUUUUCUUUUUUUGAUAGAGUUACAGGUUUGGUGGAUCAGGGGAAUGCUAUGGGCACAGUGUAUCUUGAUUUCAGUUGGAAUUAACAGGUACUUGUAGAAAAGAAGUAAAAAAGGGGGGCUAGUAAAGGGGGGAAGGCUAGUAAUUUUUGUAUGCCCAUUUGCAAGGCUGAGUUUAGCUGCCAGAGGGUCUGGGAGAUUCAAUUUGGCUAGGGUGCCAAGGAGAAUGAUUUGGACCCCUAGUCGUCUUGGGUGAACUUCAUUUACCAGUAUAUUCUGGGUGAGAGAGGGUAACCCUUAAGCAAGUUUAAGUUGGCGUGGUGCAGGUACCGUAUGCUCAAAGGGUUUGUCUUCAGCAGCAUCAAACCCACAAUCAGAGGCAUACGGAGAUCAUUAUAUUCCCAUAUGCUUCAAUCUCUGUCAAAGGCCGCUUGUUAUGUUUCCCAGACUUUAAGACAGGGAGAGAGUAAUGUCUGAAGUUGUUGACAACUGAACCAUCCCCGGGAUCAAGGCUGUUUUGGCUUUUCACUGCACAACUGGCACACACUUCCCUAACACUUGGCCAUUUGCUCUGUGUAAUUAAAGCCCGCCGUUGUCUGUGGGCAAAGUUCAGAAGUGGCCUGGAAAAAUGAGCUCAUUUUUAAACCAUCAUCAGAGCUAUUUCUAGAGGAUGGCUUUGUCCUUCAGUGUCAUCAAGCAGCCAGCCAUAGCAGUUAGCCAUGACAGUUAUCUAUGAAAAACGAGAAAUGGGGGACUCCUUAUCCAAGGGUAUGUAACUCACGCCUUGGGUCUGUUUGUUUUCCUGACCAUUUCCAAUGGCUUCCCGAUAUUUUCUGCCAAAUGACCUCCGGCUCGCUUUUGUCAUGCUGCCGGCAUGAUGGCUUUGUAAAUCAACCUUUCCAAGUGGCCCCUUAAUGCUGAUGGGUUAGGCUCAGUUUUAAUGUACACUUGCAUUUUCCGAUGUGGUUUUUUUCCUGCCUGUUCAGCGCAGCUGCUAAGCUUGCCCCACAACAAACUAUUUGAAGUCUACUGUGGCGCACAUGACAAGUUUUCCAACUCUACAAUUCUAUGACUCUAGGGUGAUUGUGAGAAUAAAAUGGAGACAGGUGGGAUAUCUGUGUAUGCCACCUUGAGCUCUUCGGGGGAAAGUUGGGAUGGAAAUGUUGUUAUUACUGUUGGUUUUCAGCUGUGGGGAAAUGAUUUUUUGCAUUGGCGUGUAGCCAAAAUGCAGCCAAGUGUGUGUUUUUCAAAGGAGAGAGAUCUUGUGGAGCGCUUUCCCUUAAGUGAUUCAAAUCCGUUCCUUUCCCAGGACCGGUUCAGGGUACAAAGCAAAAAAGUGCAUUUCUGCUGCAUGCCAGUCAUUUAGUAAAUUAAUCCCAGAUCUGCAGUCACCACAACUGAUACACAAGAGCACCUGUCACAUAGCCGAGGGGUAAGGAGUCCCCAAGACUCUGUCUGUUUCAGACAGAACGUCUUGUGUUCAGAAAGCAAUUUUGAGGUACAGAAUUUAGGUCCUUAAAGAUAAGGACCACCGCUCAGGAGUAAAUUGGUAGUCGAGGCAGGUGAGAGAAUAUGCAGAGCGACAGGCUCCAUCUGCUUGGUUCCAGUCACAAGUUUGGCAGCUGCAUUUUGAAACAGCUGAAGUUCCCCGACGCUCUUCUGCAAAGGCAGCCCCACAUGAGCUUUACUGAAGCACAAGUGGGUGUAGCCCCAGGGUGGACAAUGAUCAUGGGACCAGGUAGGGUGCUGUCAGGCGUCAGGGAACCCUACCACCACCCACCCACCCACGGCCAGCUACCAGAGAUAGAAAGACAGGGAAAGCUCCUUACCAAAGACUUUUAUGCAAUAUGCACAGAGGAGGGCUUAGAAAGUUAGCCUCUUGGACUAAUGGCAUUGCUCCGAGUAAUCUCCCCCGCCUUUACAUCUUACUUGUCAACAGCACCACCCUCCUUACAGUGGCUGCUUAAGGCCAAUUGCCUCUUAGCUCUCUGCUCUCCUACUUUCACUGCCCACCGGGUUCUGGGGGAAGGGGGAUCUGGGAUGCUCUCUAAUGAUAAUGUGUCGGCCAGCUGUUCCGGCUCUGCUUCUCCCUCCUCCCCUUCUCCCAUUAUCUUCCAGCUUUGCUCCCUCUUCUGUCUCUGAGCUCUGAUCAUCUGCAAACCACUGUUGUAUUUUUUAAAAAAAUUUUUAGAAAAUCUUUAUUAAUUUUCACGUAGACAAAUAUACAUAACACAUCGUAUAAAAGACGAUACAGAUGAGUAAAAACAAUAAAGUAAGAAAAGUUAGAAAAAUAAACAUAAACAAAUACAAUAUAUUACACUUACAUAACAAAUUAAAAUAUGUAACUCCCAAUAAUUCUCAUUAUACUACUUAUGUUAUCUGUAUUCCUUGCACAGAUUUAUAUUAUUUUAUUUUGUAUAUAGAUAGAUAAUCCACUAUUACAUUUUGGAUAAUUCUUAGUUAUCAGUAUCACUCUAUUUCUGCAAGUAUCUUAUUGUUCGUACAGUACGUUGUCAAGUACCGGUAUUCUUUAUAUAUUUUCCAUUCCCUAAAUACCUUUUGGUUUGACAUUCUUCUGAGUUUUCCAGUCUGUUUAAAAUUUAUACUGUCUUCCUCUUCUUUGGAAGAUUCAGGGGGAGGGGGAGGCGGUCUCCACCAUUCCUCCUCAGUCCAGUUCCUGACAGGUGGCAGGGUACCUAAGUGGAGGCGGAGCCUGGGAGUGGGGUGUCACCAUAGGUGGAGUCAACCUGUUCUGGUUUGGUUCCCCACUCCGCAACUUCCUUCCUUAGAAAAAUAUUGUGGACACUUACUCAGUGCAGUAGUAGCUUAACACCUUGGGGACGCGGGUGGCGCUGUGGUCUAAACCACUGAGCCUCUUGGGCUUGCUGAUCAGAAGGUCGGCGGUUCAAAUCCCCGCAACGGGGUGAGCUCCCAUUGCUCGGUCCCUGCUCCUGCCAACCUAGCAGUUCAAAAGCACAUCAAAGUGCAAGUAGAUAAAUAGGUCCCGCUGCGGCAGGAAGGUAAAUGGCAUUUCUGUGCGCUCUGGUUUCCGUCACGGUGUCCUGUUGCACCAGAAGCGGUUUAGUCAUGCUGGCCACAUGACCCGGAAAGCUGUCUGUGGACAAAUGCCAGCUCCCUUGGCCUGAAAGCGAGAUGAGCACCGCAAACCCAUAGUUGCCUUUGACUGGACUUCACUGUCCAGGGGUCCUUUACCUUUUUACCUUUAGCUUAACACCUGUUCUACCCAGGAAAGUGGUGGGGACAGGCAUUUAUGGCUACAGCAACCUCCUUGGCAUCCAGGAGUAUUCCCAAGCUUUGUUGUUGUUGUUUGUUGUUUAGUCGUUCAGUCGUGUCCGACUCUUCGUGACCCCAUGGACCAGAGCAUGCCAGGCACUCCUGUCUUCCACUGCCUCCCACAGUUUGGUCAAACACAUGCUGGUAGCUUCGAGAACACUGUCCAACCAUCUCGUCCUCUGUCGUCCCCUUCUCCUUGUGCCCUCCUUCUUUCCCAACAUCAGGAUCUUUUCCAGGGAGUCUUCUCUUCUCAUGAGGUGGCCAAAGUAUUGGAUCCUCAGCUUCACGAUCUGUCCUUCCAGUGAGCACUCAGGGCUGAUUUCCUUCAGAAUGGAGAGGUUUGAUCAUCUUGCAGUCCACUGGACUCUCAAGAGUCUCCUCCAGCACCGUAAUUCUUAUAUGUCUGUUGCCUUUGUCCAUGGAGUUUUCUUGGCAGGGAUACUGGAGUGGCUUGUCGGUUCCUGCUCCAGGUGGAUCACAUUUGGUCAAAACUCUCCACUAUGACCUGUUCAUCUUGGGUGCCCUGCACGGCAUAGUUCAUAGCUUCUCUGGGUUAUUCAAGCCCCUUCGCCACGGCAAGGCAGUGAUCCCAAGCUAAGCACCUGAUUUUUAGAUAGUUAGAUGUUUGCAUCAGCCAUCGGCCUUUGCAGUCCGAGUACAAAACACAUGUACAGACAACUUAAGCACUUCUGAAGCGUUCCUUCUUUUGGCCGACAGAGGGUUGGCAGGAGCCCGGCCUUGGGAUGACUCUCCUUGAGCCCGAUUGCUCAGAACAGCCAAUUGCCCUCGCCACGAGUUUUAAGGAACACUGUAAUCCCAACCGCCCUCCCCUCACUGCAGGGUUGGCUAAAGAUGAUACUGUCAAGUGAAAACAAUGAUUUAAUGGCUUUGUGACAUGAAGGCCCCGGGACUAAUGGAACACAACCUAGAAAUCGAAGCCGAGUGAAUGUUUUAAGGCUCCUAGGCUGCAAUUAUGAUACAGUCUCUGCCUGCAGCUGUCAUUACAAUCACAAAAUGUCAGCAGCGAUUAGUUCUCUUUCAGAAGGUCAAAUAACAAUGGCGAGGAGGAUGCCUGCGUGGUGACAGUAAGCCUGUACCAGUGGGCAAAAGCGUGGACAGCUCUCAUGAUGCUUUGCAGUCUUGCUGCGAUAGGACCACUCCUUCUGCAUGUCAGCAUAAAGUUAUUCCAGGGCCGGGUUCAAGCAAGAGACCAGCAUCCUCCAAGGCAGCAGAUCUCAUGUUUCCUACAAUUUUUUUAUAUAUAACAAAAUUUAAACCAGAGCAUACUGCUUUGCAUUUCUCAAUUUGACAAGAUCCCGGGGCUCUGUUUAUCAGGCCUCCGUUCCCUUGGGAAAGAAAGAUGGCUGAAGGCAUUUCUGUAAUGUGCUUUUAUUUACAGAUAUAAAAGGUGAGCAUAAGGCAUAGACAGAUUUAUCUUUUUGCUCAGGCAGCCCAGUCAGAUGAGCGGGGUACAAUUAUUAUUAUUAUCCUCAUCCUCAUCAAUAUCGUUAUCAUUAUCAUUUUUAUCACCCAUUGAAUCAGCCCCUGUUUUGUGGGUCCGAAUCUUUUAUUUGUUCUUGUUUGCUCCUAAGUAUUUUUAGUCUGCAUUUAGGAUGCAUUUUCGUUUUAAUUGUCUCUCCCCCCCCCCCCAUUGUACACCGCCUCAAGGUCUUUAAAAAACAUAUUCCAGUUUAUGUGCUUUGAAAUAAAUAAAUAAAUAAAAUAUAGGUCAGAUAGUUGUUUAUUUCUUUGACAUCUGAUGGGAGGGUGUUCCACAGGGUGGGCACCACUACCGAGAAGGCCCUCUGCCUGGUUCCCAUCAAAUCUCCAGAGAGGCACCCCAAGACAGAAUCAUAGAGUUGGGAGGUCCUAACGGGUCCAACAAUGCAGGAAUCACAGCUAAAGAAUCCCUGACAGAUGGCCCUCCAGUCUCUGGUUGGAAACCUCCAAUGUAGGAGAAUCCACUAUCUUCCAAGCUUCCACUGUUGGUCAGCUCUUGCCGUCAGAAAAUUCUUCCUAAUGCUUAGUCGGAAUGAUCAUUUGGAUGCUUCUAAUUUUCCAGAGCUCUUUUCUCUCUGUCUCAGGUUUUCUCUAAACUGCUGUAUCUCUGUCUUUCAGAGCCUCAACCUGCUUCUAUUCUUUGCCUUUUUAAAUAUACAUAAUGUCACUGCAUGUCCCUGCCUCCUACGUGUGUUGCAGAAAUAUCUGUGUACAGGAGGAGCGAGCGUGGGUUUUGUGGCUCAGAGCCACCGGGUCAUUCAUCAGCAUUUUGGUGCGAUAUCUUCCCAAUACAGUGGUGCCCCGCAAGACGAAUGCCUCGCAAGACGAAAAACUCGCUAGACGAAAGAGUUUUCCGUUUUUUGAGUCGUUCCGCAAGACGAAUUUCCCUAUGGGCUUGCUUCGCAAGACGAAACGUCUUGCGAGUUCUUGUGAGUUUGUUUCCUUUUUCUUAAAGCCGCUAAGCCGUUAAUAGCCGCUAAGCCGCUAAGCCGCUAAUAGCCGCUAAGCUGCUAAUAGCCGCUAAGCCGCUAAUAGCCGUGCUUCGCAAGACGAAAAAACCGCAAGACGAAGAGACUCGCGGAACGGAUUAAUUUCGUCUUGCGAGGCACCACUGUAUACACAUUUGUGUAUACGAUUCUUUCCCCUAAAGCGCACACUUUUUUGCAAACAGUUUUCCGUUUGCCCAAUCCAGCAGGCUCAGCUUACGUUCUUGUGCAUUUUUCUAUGUUAUUUCAUGUAUUUUGAGGCAGACUUUGCCCCAGUGUGCGCACAGAACUGCAUUUGCAAACUUUGAAGGAGUGCUAAUUCCGAAAGGAUGGCUGCUGUUUCGGUUUGUGCAUUGUUUAAAAAAAUCAGAAGACUGUCUGGGGGAAUGGGAGAUGAAAGACUAAGAGGUGAAAUCAGUUAUGAUUAAAUGGGCACAAGAUAUAUGUCAUAAUAUUAUGCUGGAAGAUUGGGAAAGUUUAUGGAAAAUUGAUUUAAAAUUUAUAGAUUGCUCCUUGAUGAAAGAAAAUUAUAUGAAGAUGAUGUAUAGAUAGUAUAUAACACCAGUAUAGCUAGGAAUAAUGUAGAAAACCAGUUCAAAUAUGUGUUGGAAGUGCAAAGAAAAAGAAGGGACCUUUUAUCAUAUGUGGUGGGAUUGUAAUGAAAUUAAAAAGUUUUGGGAAAUGAUAUAUAACAAACUGAAGAAAAUGUUCCAAUUAACAUUUGUUAAAAAACCUGAAGCAUUUUUGUUAGGGAUUGUAGGAAAAGACCUGCCAAGGAAAUUGAAAAAUAUCUUUAUGUAUGCGACAACGGCGGCAAGAGUCCUAAUAGCACAAGGAUGGAAGACUGAAGAAAUGAAGAAUGAGGAAAUCCCAACUAAAGAACUAUGGCAAGAGAAAUUGAUGGACUACGCAGAAUUGGCAAAAGUGACACAAAUACUACAUGACAAGGAUAACUGUGAUUUUAAAGAUGAAUGGGAACCCUUUACAAAGUAUUUAAAGAAACAACAAAAUGAACUGGACUCCUUGGCAGGCUUUGAAUAAACAUUCACAAACUUUUUCUUGAUAACACUCAGAUAGAUAAAUUAAGGAUCCGUACAGUUUUGUAACAUGCAGAAAAUAACAUAGGUUGAUAAACCAGAGAGAGGAGCUGAGGGAAGUCUGGGGGGGAGGGGAGGGUGGGUCAGGUUUUUUUUUUUUUAAUAUAUAUUAUAUUUUUAUUGGUUUUCAAAUACAAAAACAAAUUUAUACAUUCCAUACAUCUUAAUUACAUCUUACUUCUCUUUUUGACUUCCCUCAAUUUGUCUGAAAUUCCUUCCCUUUAUUACUUUUUACACAUUUCUGCCAUUUUAACCAUUUCCCCUCACAGAGCUUCCUUAAAACUUACAAACGUAAUUUGAUUAUCACUCAGUUUUUGCAUAUAUUGUAUAAACUUUUCCCAAUCUUCUGUAAAUCUUUGAUCUCGUCGAUUCCGGAUCCUUCCUGUCAUUCUAUCCAGUUCUGCAUAAUCCAUCAUUUUAGUUCUCCAUUCUUCUAUCGUAGGUAAUUCUUCCUGUUUCCAUUUCUGGGCCAUCAAUAUUCUUGCUGCUGUCACUGCAUAUAAAAAUAACUUCUUUUCUUUCUUAUUUAUCUCAUUACCUGUAAUGCCUAGUAAAAAUGCUUCUGGUUUCUUAACGAAUGUAUAUUUCAACAUUUUCUUCAAUUCAUUAUAAAUCAUCUCCCAAAAGCAUUUUACCUUCUUACAUUCCCACCAGGUUUUUGGGGCGGGGGUCAGGUUUUUGGGGCGGGGGAGGGAAAAAACGGGGGGGGGGGGGUUAAGGAUGAUAUUUUUUUAAUAAAAUGUCAUGCUGAAAUAAUUAAUUAAAAAAAUAAAAAAUAAUAAUUAAAAAAAGCAAAUUAGAAGACCGGCCGGAUCAGGCUAACGGCCCAUCUAACCCCAGCAUCCUCAUCUCACAUCCGCUGACCAGAUGCCUGUGUUCAACCCACAAGCAGAAUCCAAGCACAAGAGCCCUCUCCCCUCCCGUAGUUCCCAGCCACUGGCAUUCAGAAGCAAUACUGCCUCUGAACUUUGGGGCAGACCAUUGCCCUCAUAGCUAGUGGCCAUUGAUGGCCUUCUUCCUGAGUUUAUCCAGUCCUCUUUUGAAGCCACCGAAGUUGGUGGCCAUCACUACCUCCUGUGGGAGUGAGUGAGUUCCACAGUUUAACUAUGCUCUGCAUGAAGAAGUUCUUUCUUUUCAUCUGUCCUGAAUCUCCCAUCAUUCAUCUUCAUUGGAUGUCCACCUGUUCUAUGUGUUACGAGAGAGGGAGAAACAACUUCUCUCUACAGUGGUGCCUCGCAAGACGAAAUUAAUCCGUUCCGCGAGUGUCUUCGUCUAGCGGUUUUUUCGUCUUGCGAAGCAACCCUAUUAGCGGCUUAACGGAUUAGCGCUAUUAGCGGUUUAGCGGCUAUUAAAGGCUUAUCGGCUUAGCGGAUUAGCUGCUAAAAGGCUAUUAAAGGCUUAGUGGCUUAGAUAAAGGGGGGGGAGUGAAAAAAAAAUCUCAAGACUCGCAAGACAUUUUCGUCUUGCGAAGCAAGCCCAUAGGGAAAUUUGUCCUGCGAAGCAACUCAAAAAUGGAAAACCCUUUCGUCUAGCGGGUUUUCCGUCUUGCGAGGCAUUCGUCUUGCGGUGCACCACUGUAUUCGCUUUCUACUUGCCGUGUAUAACUUUUAUACAAGUUGGGCAUGUCAUCCAUGGGCCUAGCUGAAGGGGGAAUCGGUGGGCAACUAUCCCCUCCCCAAAAAACCAAGUAAAUAAAUAAAAAUGAAAAGUAGAAAUAAUUAGAAUAUUUGAAAUGCUGUGACAGAUUUCACUGAGCACUUGGGGUCAAAAGAAAGUCAUUUAAAACAUCUGUUGUUGAGACAUUUCAUUCCAAAUUUGCCAGACAGAGGACGAUGACAUGUGGGUGUCCUGCCCCCCCCCCAUAAAUCCUGGCUAUGCCCAUGAUGUCAUAUAUCAUGUUUCAAAAAGCUUGAAUUACGUAGCUUCGCCUUUUAACGCAGACCGAAUUGACUCUGUCCUUGGUUGCUGGCUUUUUGAUUUCCAACAGAUUCCCCAUGCAUUUUUUUACGCCUGCUUCUCAGUGAGCAGAAAGAGACACGCAUGAUCUGACUUAAUAUAUGACACCCUCUCUCUCUCUCUCUCAUCUGGAGCAAAUGUUUCUGUUCUUCUUUGGACCAGCUGUUCUGUGAGGCUGUAGUGCCAAGAGACCCUGUCACGCUGCAUUUUUUUUAUGUUGUAAGGAUUGUCAGUGUGUUUAUUUUGCUGUGCUAGACACUGGUCUGACAGUUUGGUAUCUAGGCUCUGAAGGCAUCAAGCAGCCUCCUUCGGAGCAACUCUCCAGAUGUUGGUGAAUACUGAAGACACACCUCUUUGCCACACGAAAUGCAUAUUUUUACGAUGCACCUUAUUUUCUGAUUUUAAGUUAUUUUUUAGUUGUUAUAAUCUGCGCUGGCACAUUAGGGUGAAGAACAGAAAAAUAGUUGUAGCAGUGCUAAGAAGGCAGGCAGAGAGGUUUGUGGGGCACUGGAAAGCUCUGCAAGUACAGUCAUACCUUGGGAUGAAUACGCUUCAGGUUAAGCGUUUUUGGGUUGCGCUCUGCGGCGACCCGGAAGUAACAGAAUGCGUUACUUCCGGGGUUCACCACUCGCGCAUGCACACUCAAAAUGAUGUCACGUGCAUGCGCGGAAGCAGCAAAACACGACCCGCAGACACGCAGUCACAUGUUACGUUUGCUUAAGGAUGCGAACUGGGCUCUGGAACAGAUCCCAUUCGUAUCCAGAGGUACCACUGUAUCAUUAUUAUUCAUAUUUUAAAAAAUGUGUUUAUUAUACCCCAGGUGCAGCCUGACUUUCCUCCACCUUGAGUUUGGCCCCACCUCUCUUCCCUGCCUCUGUUUUUUUAUCAAAGUUGGAGACAGCUUACUGAGAGUCUUGAAAUCAGGUCCGCAACUGUGGCUCCAGUAAAGCUCGUCCCCGUGCCAAAAAUGACUUCAUGAGCAUGUCCUGACAGCAAGCAGUUUUUAAAAAUAAUAACAGUGCCGUGGCCAGAGGUAGUUGCUUCCUGGAAAAUAUACUUGGGGGUGGAGAGAAAUAAUCUCCACUUUCCUCUUGCUUAGGUGACGGAUGGAAAGCUAGAAACUGAAUAGGAUAGAUAAAGAGGAAACUUGCCAAGGACAAUAAGAGUUUCAUUGGUAACAUGCAACAAACAGAAGAUGUGGGGAACGUUUGCAAGAAGAAUCUGAAAUUUUUGGCACACCUCCGAACGGUCAUGGAAAUGAGACAAAGCAGAAAGAGAGAGAGGAAUUUGAGAAGCAGAAAUGGAGAUGUUGUAUACAAUAGGAUGAUUAUGAUUAUUAUUUUUUAAAAAACGCCUACACAAAAGCACUGGCUCGCGUGGGUAAAUUAGAAAAAAAGAAAGAAAAAACUGUGCUUUUCAGAUACCCUGCCUGGGAAUAGAAUCAAGGCUGACUGAAAUAACUCAGGGUUUCUAAGCCUGAAUUUAAGAAUGGCACUAAUUGGAUUUACAUCAGAAAUGGCUCUGGCAUUUUAAUUCUGAAAGGCAGCAAUCCAGAAUUAAUUGACUGCAGAAGCAGCCCCGUUGCAUUCAUUUGGUCUGCUCUGGAAGUAGGCAGAUAGUAGAUUUAGGGACCUCCCCCCAUGCGGUUGUCCUUUCUAUCAUGCGUUCAAUAUUUGUGCUCAAGAUAAGAACCUCAGAAGCGUCUGCUGGAUCGGACCAGUGGCUUGUCUAGUGCAGAAUCCUGUUCUCACAGUGGCUAACCCAAGCAUAAGAGCACUCUCGCUUCCUGUGGUUUCCAGGAAUUGGUACCCAGAAACAUUAUGGCCUCCGACCAUGGAGGCAGCACAUACCCGUCAUGUCUAGUAGUUGCUGACAGCCUUCUCCAUCCACGAUGGUAUCAGGGCAGUUAUACACGCUGCCGUUUUUCAAUACUAUUUGGACCUGCAGAAGUUUCAGGGCUAACUUGCUGCUUCAUUUCCAAUUGGUGCACAUCUUGUAACAAACCCCCCCCCCAAUUUUUUAUUUAUUUAUUUGGUUUUUCAGAUUGAAAACAUACAGCAUAAAAGCAACAUUCCAAGCAAUCUCUUGGACUUCCCUCCUCCCCUUUGUGGGUCCUACUGUUAAUCAUAUCCUCCUGCAUCUUUUAUAAUCAUCCAAAUCUUUUAUCUCUCCAUUGUAUCCAGAAUUCACCCUUAAAUGACAAUCCUACUAACGAUUUUAACAGUUUACAAUGGUUAUUAAAAUUUUGGUCUUCCAGAUUUCUGAUUCUUCUGGCCAUUUUAGCCAUUUCAGCAUAAUCCAUCAACUUGAUCUGCCAUUCUUCUCUGGUAGGGACUUUAUCUUCUUUUCCAUCUCUGGGCCAGUAACAUCCGCGCAGCCGUGGUUGCAUACAUAAAUAGUCUUUUCUGCUUUGGGAUUUCAGCACCUAGAAUUCCUAAAAGGAAGGCUUCGGGGUUUUUCAAAAAGGUUAUUUUAAACAUUUUUUCGUCUUGUAAUUUCCUACUAAAGGCUUGUAGCUUUUUAUAGCACAAAUGAUCCGGUUAAAUUUCCACCUCCCUUUUUGUUGUGCUGUACUUGAACACCCCUCCAGGCGGCAAUAAUGUGAUAACAUUGGGGAGACAUUGCUGAGCAACUAAUAACGUGGGAUGAUGUGUGUGGACGGUCCAGUAUAAACCCAUCACCAUCUCCUGACACACCAAUGCACUAUUAUUACAUCAAUGGCACAUUGCCCCUACGGCUGGUGGUAGCAUGUAAUGGUUUAAAAGACCGGGAGAUGGAAGAGAAAUCUGGAUAGAAAUGAGGAUGUAGCAGAAUAAAAUGAGAUUGUUUGGACGUUCCCAAAAACAACACAAUGUCAGGCUGAAAUUUCAGUGUUAAGACUACACAGGUAAAUACAGGAAGUCUGAUGCAAGAUAUCUAAGGCACAAUCUGCCAAAACAUUGGCUGUUUUAAGACCUAUAGAUUUCCUGGAGUGACUUAGGCAAAAUAGAGGCCUGACUCAGACAUAACUACAUCGACCUGUAGGACCAAGAAUGAGCGUUAUGGCUGCUUGUUCCCUUCUCCCCUUCCCUCAAGUGCCUAACUACCAUACCUGUGGGAUUUGUUAAACCACAGUUUCCCAUUGAAGCUCGGACUACAACCCUGGUUUGCGAACCGUCAUCAAUAAUCUGAAAUCCUAGUUUGUAGUUGGAGCUUAAACUACAGUUUCCUGGUUCAGGUAUAAGAAGAGGAAACUGUGGCUUAACAAACCUCAGGUGUAUGGCAGUGAGAGAGCAGAGAGAAGGAAAAGGGAGGAUGAAGCACAGGGACACCUUGAUUCUUUGCCCAAUAAACCAUGGUUUAUCUGAUUGAGGUGGUUAAUGUUUGAAUUGGGUCACUGAGUAUGUUCUCACUUUUGUCCUAUUGAAAUCAGUGGGAUUUUCAGACCAAUCUUAAGCAUGUUUACUCAGUAAGCCCCAUGUGUUCAGUAUGUCUACGCAGGAGAAAGCCCCUUUGAUUUCAAUGGGACUUACUCCCAGGUAAUGUAUACAGCACGGAAGCCUUACUCCCUCAUAUGCACGUUCCCAAUUUCUGCCUAAGAGCAUGGGCUGGAUCAUGACCAAAGGCUUUUUAGCUCAAAGGCAAUCAGGAUUUUUCAAGCUUGACUAAUUCAUUUCCCGUUUUGUUCCCAUUUGGUUUGCUGGUUUAAUUAAGCUUAUUUCAAGAGACAUGAGAAUUUAGUAAAAAUAAAACAGAAAGCUGAGGAAAAAUGAAAGGGAGACAUUAGCAGUUAGCAUUAAUAAUGCAUAUAUUAAAAGCCUCUUGGGAAAACGUACAAUGUAAGUUUAAAAACCUCUUGCUAAAACAGGCAGAAUAUAGUGAAUCUUUUUCUUUUCAAUUAACCAGUCCAUACUUAGAAUAAGGUCUCUCUCUGUUGUGGAAUUAAGUUACCAGCAAGAUUCAAGGCCUCGCUGUUCUGUUUUUUUAAAAGCAAGCUUCUAGCCCUCAUUGAGGUUUUGGGUUGUUGUUUUUUAAUGGUGCAGAAACUUGUUGCUCACAAGAGCUCCUCCGUUCACUUCUCAGGAGGGGACAGCUCAUUGCACAAUGCCACAAAUGCAGUGGGCCUGGUGUUUUGGUGCUCAUCUACAAAAACUUUCAUUGUUCAGAAGUCAGAGCUGGGAAAGGUCCCUGCCUGAGAUGUUGGAGAAUCACUACUGGCGAGGAGGAAGAUGCUGAUUUACUAAAACCAUUUAGGAACAUAGGAAAUCGCUUUAUGCCAUGUCAGACUGUUGCUCCAUCUAGCUCAGUAUUGUCUGCAGUGACUGGUAGAGGCUCUCAGGCAGGGGACAUUGACAUCCCUAGCUGGAGAUCUCCUCGGGGGCUGAACCUGGGAGUUUCUGCACACAGAGCUCUGACCCCUGAGCAGGGACGCCAGCUAAGGGGGACCAAGGGGGACUUGCGUGUCAAGAGAGGAGAAGCAGCUGAGUGACCGGGCGUUUGCUGAAAGCAUUGCUAUUACAAACACUGGGUGAGACCUUGGUGGUAAUAUUGCCACUGGGGGCUGCCUUGUUGGUGUUGACCCAGCGCAGGGCCUUUUCAGUGGUGAUUCCCCAGUUGCAGAAUGGCCUCCCUUUGUGAGGCUCACCUGUCUCCAUCAUGAUCAGCUUUCAGGAGGAAUUUGAAAACAGUCCUGUUUACCCAGGCAUUUGGUGGCUGAAGAAUACUGUUCCUGGCGACCCUGAGAUCAUUGGCUAGAAAAAUGCCUUUAGUUAUAAUUGGGUUUUUUAAUAAUGUUUUAAUCUGUUUUAGAAUGUUUUUGUGGUUGGAGGAUGGAUGGCAGCUAACAGAUUGAGGUUGAAUCCUGACAAGACAGAAGUACUGUUUGGGGGGGCAGGUGGGGGUGGAGGAUUCCCAGAUCCUGAAUGGGGUAACUGUGCCGCUGAAGGAACAGGUGUGCAGCCUGGGAGUCAUUUUGGACUCACAGCUGUUUAUGGAGGCGCAGGUCAAUUCUGUGUCCAGGGCAGCUAUCUACCAGCUCCAUCUGGUACACAGACUGAAACCCUACCUGCCCGCAGACUGUCUCGCCAGAGUGGUGCAUGCUCUGGUUAUCUUCCGCUUUGACUACUGCAAUGCACUCUACGUGGGGCUACCUUUUAAGGUGACCCAGAAACGGCAACUAAUCCAGAAUGCAGCAGCUAGACUGGGAGUGGCCGCCAAGACCGUAUAACACUGGUCCUGAAAACCUACAUUGGCUCCCAGUACGUUUCUGAGCACAAUUCAAAGUGUUGGUGCUGACCUUUAAAGCUCUAAACAGUCCUGUAUACCUGAAGGAGUGUCUCCACCCCCAUCGUUCAGCCCAAACACUGAGGUCCAGCUCCGAGGGCUUUCUGACAGUUCCCUCCCUGCGAGAAGUGAGGUUAUAGGGAACCAGGCAGAGGGCCUUCACGGUAGUGGCGCCCACCCUGUGGAACGCCCUCCCAUCAGAUGUCAAGGAAAUAAACAACUAUCUGACUUUUAGAAGACAUCUGAAGUCAGCCCUGUUUAGGGAAGUUUUUAAUGACUGAUGUUUUAAUGCAUUUUUUAUAUUUUGUUGGCAGCCGCUCAGAGUGGCUGGGGAAACCGAGCCAGAUGGGCGGGGGUAUAAAUAAUAAAUUAUUAUUAUUAUAUAUUAUUUGCUUCAUUUUUCCCUUCAGGUUACCUGUUUGCCGUCCUGACCUCCUUGAGGACAAAGGGCAGGGUGCAGAUUCAAUUCAAUAAAUAAUAACUCUGUUUUGAUUAAUUCCUUACUUCCUUACUUCUUACCUAUGCCUUGAGGCAGUUUGCAAACGCACUAUGAAAAAUGCUAAAAAGAGUUUUGAAAGCUGUACAAAAAUCCAGCUGAAGAUAUACACUGAAAAACAAUGCAAAAGGGGCUCCAGCUAAGGGGGGCAAAGGAGGACUUGCGUGUUACAUGCGCAAGUUGCACUGCAUGCGCUUGUGAUAUGAGCACGUCACACUGUGCCGGCCUCCUCAAUCGCAGGAGCAAACUGGCAUGCCUGCCCUGGAAUUAUGGCCGUUCCUCAAUUUGUUAGCUUCCUUUCUUAUGUUCAAAACAGUGACAAAAACCUAUAAAACUGGAUGGAUCUAUGGUUUGGAUCCAUUUAAGGCAGCCCUUGUUUCACUCAUACCUGGUCUGUAUCCUCAAGAUGCGAAAGGAUGAACAUUGAAAUAAACGAAAGAGGCAGAGUUGCACACAAUGGAAUUGUAAAGCCAAAAGUUCUUUCCCCCUAACUUGUGGGUGGUUAACCUGUUGAACUCCAGUUCCCAACAGCCAACCUGAGCAAAGGAUGAUGGGAGUUGUAGUCCAGCAACAUCUGGCAUCCUAAAAGCUACUCCCCACAGGCCCUCCAGAAACACAGUGAGCCCGCCAGUAGUUAUUUAAUUUCACGACAGCUUAAUACCUAUUUAAUUAUUUGGUUAUAUUUUAGUGGAGGGAUUAAUUAUUCAAUAUGUUACCAUCCUGUUUAAUAGGGUAUUACGGCGUCGGCCGCCCUGGGAUCGAUGAAACUGAUAAAGGGCUGGAUAUAAAUUGAACUAAUAAGUAGAUAAAUAAUUGACACUGUUUCUACUAUGUGGUUCUUGUUGUUUUACUUUCAAAAGAAAUUUACUGGGAGACUUACAAAACAUUAAUAUAUUAAAAAAUACCAUAAAUGCGAUUCCAUAAAAUUGCCAUAAACUGUAGAGAAACACAAUAAACUGUAGAAGAAGUCCUGUCAGGAGAAGAAUGGCUACAGAAACUAAUGGAUUAUGCAUAAUCAUAAUAAUAAUAAUAAUAAUAAUAAUAAAUUUUAUUUAUAUCCCGCCCUCCCCAGCCGAAGCCGGGCUCAGGGCGGCUAACAGCAAUCAAAUAAUCAAACAAUCAAAUAAUCCAACAUUCUAAAAACAUUUCAUUAUAAAAAUUAAUUAGAAUCAAAUUAAUGUCAACCAUUAAGCAAAAUUCUGUGCAGGUUGCCAGAGGAGGAAUUCCAAAAUGUUCAAAAACUGAAAACUCAUAUGGAAGCCACGUGGCAUGUUCGACAUCUGAGGCAAGUUCGAAAACCAAAGUAUUUACUUUUGGGUUUACAGUAUUCAAAAACCAAAAUGUUCAUCCAUAGAGACAAAUCGAAAACCGAGGUACCACUGUCCAUUUUUAUUUAUUUUUUAUUUUUUUGCAGCUGGUGCAAAUGUCCAGAAGUCCUGGUUAGUUGCAUAUAGUUGAUGGUAGUGUGUCUGACCGUCUCAGUAUUGCCUGCACUGACCGGCAGCAGCUUUCCAGACAGGGAAUCUCUCCCAGCCCUACUUGGAGAAACCAGGGAUUGAACCUGGGAGCUUCUACAUGCAGUUUGGAUGCUCUAACCGCCGAGCUAAGAUCCUUUUCCUGGGCUCUGGCCCAUCCCUUGGAGAGGGAUUGUUCCUGGAAUAUUUUUCCCGUUCCACAAACCUGUGUCUUUGUGAGCCUUCCAGCGCUCAGAUAUACGGACAUUUAAGUAGUGUCUUUAAUGUCCUGAUUUUGUAUUUGAGGAAAACAACAUGCUUCAGUUCAUUUAAAACAAAACAAAAAAACAAGCACCAGAUAUGCUCAGCAUGAAUCCCAAUGGAGAUUUAUAAAAUAAAACCUGAUUUCUGAUCACCCAUUUUUGCAAAACUGUUUUCAUACAUUAACAGCUCAGGUCGCAUACUGGAAGGGUGGAAGCUGAGUAGAAUUGUCCCAAUAUAUAAAAAGGGUGAUAAGAAAAACCCUGCCAAUUAUAGACCCAUUAGUUUGUUAGAAGUAGCCUCUAAACUAUAUGCCAGGCUCCAGACUGGAAGAAUGGGCAGAUACAAAUAAGGUGAUAUCUGAAGUCCAGGCAGGUUUCCAAAGAGGAAAAUCCACAUUGGACCAGUGCUUUGUGAUGAACUUUCUGCUAUGUAAAUACAUCCGUAAUUUGAAGCAAAAAUUACACGUCGCUUUUAUCGAUCUAAAGUCAGCUUUCGAUACGGUCCCAAGACGCGCAUUGUGGCAAAAAUUGGAAAAGACAAAUAUAGACCUCCUUUUAUUAUUUCUCAUCAAAACCCUAUAUACUGACAUAUUGAUACAAGUAAAGGUGGAUCUGGCUGGCCAUCUCACCACUAGUAUUAAGACCAUUACUGGAGUCAAACAGGGAUGCAUUUUGGCGCCUUUCCUGUUUAAUUUUUAUGUUAAUGACAUGGUUAGAGAACUGGAGGGCCUACAGUUUGCCCCUGUCACAAUUCUCUCGAUAUGCUCGGCUUCAUUCCUUGCAAUCUUAACAGAGUGUUCUGGCAUCUGAAUGCAAAACAACAACAAAACCUCUUUUACUUGUUCAAGGCAAUACCUAAAGGGCUUGUACCUAAGCGAUAGCUCUGUGUGUGUGUGUGUGUGUGUGUGUGUGUGUGUGUGUGUGUCUAUUUAGUGGUAGCAUAAAAACGAAUCCCUGCCCUGGGAUUCCAUUUUUCAAGCGCAAUCCAGGAAGAUGAGCUGCAGGCUGCCAAGCUCGAAAAGUGUUUCAAGAGAACUGAUUGCCUUUAUUUAUAGGAGGACAAGGGGUUCAUUUCUACCAGGCUGGUCGUUGGUUUGCCGCUGCCCUAUUAAGCCCGCCGUAUGGCUAACAACCGCUCUGUGAUACUCACUGCCCAGAUUCGUUUUGAUAGCCUCCUGUAAUGCUUUUUGCAGCCCGGCUUUCAGAGGAGAUCAAUUAGGCAGCUCCAGGCUCCACCUAGUGUUCAGUCACUGUGCCUGGCUGGCUCCCCAAAACAGCCGCCUUUGUCUACUAUAUUCCAUCCUUUCAACCCAGUGCCCUCCAGAUGUUUCAGACUCCCAUUACUGGGGCUGAUGGGAGUUACAGGCCAAAAUAUCUGGAGGGCAUAUCAGGUGGCAGGGUAGAGGCUGGUAUAUUCACUUGACAUACCUUCAGCUAUCUUUGAAUCUUCAUCAUGCUCAUUUAUCUCUCGUAUUUAUAGGUAUCAUUUUAGCACCGUCGGUCCUGGAAGCUUUUUUUCCUCCCAGAAUGCCCCAGGUUCUUAGCAGAAACGCUCCGUACUGAUGACAAUGUUUUGCCUCUUCUUGCAGGGAUUCUUCAGAGAGGAUGUUGGCCCCGAAGAAGUGGCGGAACCAGUGGAACCAGUCAGUGCUAAGAAGCCAAAACCAAAGGUGAAUGUAAUAUGAUCCGUAUCUCUGUCUUGAGAGCCAAUGUGGUGUACUGGUCAGAGUGCUGGGUUCAAAUCCCCACUUGGCCAUUAAGCUCACCGGGUGACCAUGGGCCAGGGCCUGCCUCUCUCAGCCUCACCUACUGGACAGGGUUGUUCUGAAGUUAAAAUAGGGUGGAGGAGAACCAUGCAUGCCACUUUGAGCUCCUUGCAGGAAAAAAGUGGGAUAGAUGUGCAAUAAAUGCAUAAUAAAUCAAUAUAAAGGUAAACAUUAGGUCCAGUCGUGGCCGACUCUGGGGUUGCGGUGCUCAUCUCGCUUUAUUGGCCGAGGGAGCCGGCAUACAGCUUCUAGGUCAUGUGGCCAGCAUGACUAAGCCGCUUCUGGCGAACCAGAGCAGCGCACGGAAACGCCAUUUACCUUCCUGCCGGAGCGGUACCUAUUUAUCUACUUGCACUUUGACGUGCUUUCGAACUGCUAGGUUGGCAGGAGCAGGGAAUGAACAACUGGAGCUCACCCCGUUGCGGGGAUUCGAACUGCCGACCUUCUGAUCGGCAAGUCCUAGGCUCUGUGGUUUAACCUACAGCGCCACCCGCAUCCCAAUAAAUCAAUGUAUCGGUUCCCAAAUGGAGAAGCGGCCCCACCUAGGGAAACACCAAAUAUUAGCAGGGAAGUGGUGAGCGUUUUGGCUGAGGGCAGAUUUCACUGGUGCACAGCUUGGAUAUAAUUUAUCGUGGGAUGCACACUCAGACAGGACAGGGUGCAUACCCACAAGUGUGUGUUCGUGCCAUACACACACACACACACACACACACACACACACUUCGUUUCUCACAUUCACAUGACCGUCAGUAUUGAUUUAUUAAUUGCCUUCUAAGCCACUGCUUUAAGGCGAUUUACACAUAAGAUCAUUAGAAACACAAAAACCAGCAAUGCAUUUGAAGCAAGAUGAAAACUCCAGUGAGUGGACAUUUGUGCUAAAGUCCUGUUUAUCCAGCUAGGAAAUGAAGCAGAAAUGCCUCCGCUUGUUUCUGGAAGAUGUAAUUUAGUUAGGGUGUGCCUGUCAUAUCUCAACAAGGAUGCUGUUCCACAAAACAAGGGCAGCCACACUGAAAGCCCUGCUCCAAGUUAUUGCAGAGCAAGCUUCUGUGAUCUUUGGAACUUGCAAGAGAUCUCCUGGUGUCAGGCGGCAGAGGAUCCAACCCCCACGGCAGGUUGCCAGGAACGGAUAAGAAGGAAAAAUUCUUACCAACUGCUUUUUAUUCAAUAUUCACAGAGAGAGGCUUGGGAAUGCAGCCUCUUGGAAUAAUGGCGUUGCCCUGAGUGAGUCUCCGCCCCUCCCUCUCUCAUGUGUCAUCACUACAAGUGCUGAAAAAUGCCCUCUGCCUUUGAGCUCUUUGCUCUCCUACUUUCAAUGCUCACCAGGUUCUGGGAGAGGUGGGGUCUGGAAUGCUUUCUAAAGACACUGAGCCCGUCAGCUGUCCCCUCUCUGGUGCUUCUUCUUCCUGCUCUCCCAUUCUUUCCCAGAUUUUUCCCUCAUCUGCCUCUGAGCUGUGAUCUCCCUCAAACCCCUGUUGUAAUUCCAAACUGUCUUCUUCUCUGGAAGGGUCAGGAUGGGGAGACAGUCUCCACCAUUCCUCCUCUGCCCAGUCCCUAACACCUGGGGGUAUAAAGGAUAAGGCAGUCCCUCAACUAGCCUGUGAUUUGAGGUUUAGACCUAAUGCCACCAAGUGUAUCACACAGCCACAGUUGCCAGGGAGCCAUGAUGGGUUGCCAAUAGAGAUCUCAGAGAUUACGGGUUUCCCAAAGGCCUCUGGUUGGGUACCCGUGAGAAUGGAACAGUGGGCUAGGUGCUCCUUUGGCCUGAUCCAGCAAAGGUUCUUCUAACAUUACGUUCCAUGUCUGCAGGAACCUGAGAAGAAGCUCCUGCCUUUUAGAAACUUAGAAAAGGACCUGAGGACCCUCCAUAAAGACCUUGCACACACAAGGUAGGAAGGAUGGCGUGAUACCGUACGUCAACGUCUAGCAAAAUUGUUGAUCUGUAGUUGCAAACGCAGGAAUCCCUGCACUCUACUCUUGGUUUCUGAGCUCAUUCCCAGAAGUAGGUGAUGUGCUUUAUCACCCUUGUACUAGCCACAGGUUUUGAACCUGACUUUUCACCCUCUUAUCAGAGAUAUUGGGCGGCAUCCGUCUAAAUAGAUCUGCCAGCACAAGGAUUUCUGCUUGAGCAACAGAGCUGCCCUGCCUUCUCUUGCGCCUCAAAUCUGCUUUGGAGGGUUGAGGAACCCUCCAGAAUAGAUUUAGGAGUGUAGGAAGCUGCCUGAAACCAACUCAGGCCACUUGUCUCUUCCAGUCCUACCUGGAGAUGCCAAGGACUGAACCUGGGACCUCCCUGCAUGCAAGGCAGAUGCUCUACCUCUGAGCUACAGCCCUUCACUAUACUAUGUCAGAUCAUUGGUCCAUCCAGCUCAGAACUGUCCUCCCUGACUGGCAGUGGCUCUCCAGGGUUUCAGGCAGGGGGUCUCUCUCAGUCCUACCUGGAGAUGUUGCAACUUUCUUCAUGCAAAGAAGAUUCUCUGCAGUUGGUUGAUGGACACACACUCCCCCCGCACAAUGAGCCAUGGCACUACCAUUUAGGGGGAACACAGGGAGAGGAGAGGGAGUUCCCUUGUGUAGCCAAAAGUCCUUGUGCUAGUGGAUAGCUCAGUUGGUUAGAGCGUGGUGCUGAUGGCUCCAAGGUUGUAGGUUCGAUCCUCAUAUGGGACAGCUGCCUAUUCCUACAUUGCAGGGAGUUGGACCAGACGAUCCUCAGGGUCCCUUCUGACCCUACAGUUCUAUGAUUCUAUAGUGGCUCUAUUUAGUUAGAUGCAGCCCAUUGAGUUGUAUUGAGUGUUUGUCAUACUGAUCCACUGAGACUAAAAGGCAUAACUAACUUAGGCCCAUUGAUAUCAGUAGGUCUAGUCUCACUAGAAUUUACCUGGAUGCAAGCUUAAUCUCUGAGAUGUCCUCAAACUAUAGCAGCAUUCUGGACUAGAUGGGCCAUUGGCUCCUCUUAUGUUCUUAAGCACUUAUAAUAGGGACGCAGGUGGCCCUGUGGUCUAAACCACUGAGCCUCUUGGGCUUGCCGAUCGGAAGGUCGGCGGUUCAAAUCCCUGUGACAGGGUGAGCUCCCAUUGCUCUGUCCCAGGUUCUGCCAACCUAGCGGUUCGAAAGCAUGUGAAAAAGUGCAAGUAGAUAAAUAGGGACCGCUGUGGUGGGAAGGUAAAUGACAUUUCCAUGCACUCUGGUUUCCGUCACGGUGUCCCAUUGUGCCAGAAGCGGUUUAGUCCUGCUGGCCACAUGACCUGGAAAGCUGUCUGUGGACAAACGCCAGCUCCCUUUGCCUAAAAGCAAGAUGAGCACUGCAACCCCAUUGUCGCCUUUGCCUGGACUUAACUGUCCAGUGGUCCAUUACCUUUUUACCUUUAUAUUGGUGGGAAUUUAAUAUACCAUCAUAGAUUCGUAGAGUUGGGACCAUCUUGUCCAGCAGCCCUGCAACGCGUUCCACCGAAUGUGGGGCUUGACCCACGACCCUGAGAUUAAGAGACUCAGGUGCUACCGACUGAUGUUCAGACUUAUGCACAGGUGGCAAAACAGACCAUCUCAUGUUCUUAUUUGGCUGGUGCAUGCAUUGGUUUCUAAAGCAGAGAAAUGCCAGUUAAGGGGGGUGGGGAGUCACAAAUGAAGUAGCCUCCAGCGACGACACUUUAAAAUUGAGCAGAGGUGGCUGGAACUGAUGGAAAUUUCCAUUUGUAUGCUCGUUGCAUGUGAUUGCUCCUUUGGUCUUCAUAUACUCAUUAAUUUGAAUAUCAGACUUUUGCAGCAAGAACAUCAGCGGUGGGUACAAAUGCCAUGAUUUACCGCUUGCAGGGUUUAGCAACAGACCAAUGCAAAAUGAACGCUGACAAACGAUCGCUGCCAACCGCAGAAGGGCACAUACAUCCCCAAACUCACAUUCUCAUCCAGAGUAGCAUCUUUCAAAAGCAGUUCCGCAGAGAACAGACAGUAAACAACAGAAAGGAGGCAGGUGCUAGUUAAUCUUAGGGCAGUUGUGCCCAGGCAAUUUGCCCUAAUUCUUUUGGCUGGCUAUUUCAGGUCUCCCUUGCACUAGAUUUCCUCAAGACAUCAGAUGAGGCAGGAGAAGUACACGUACCGUAUUUUUCGCUCUAUAGGAUACACUUUUCCCCCUCCAAAAAUGAAGGGGAAAUGUGUAUGCGUCCUAUGGAGCGAAUGCAGGCUUUCGCUUUCGCUCUCCAGGCUUCAGGCAGCUAUCCGCAAGCCUUUGGAGCGCAGCGGGAGUUCCCGCUGCACUCAGAAGCCUUGUGGAUAGCUGCCUGUUCUGGAGGCUGGGGUCGGGGGAAGCUCGGGCUUCCAGGAGCAGCGGCGAGGUUGCAAGCUCCAGGAGCAGUGGCGAGCGCUUGCCGCCGCUCUUGGACCUGUUCUGGGGGCUGGGGUCGGGGAAAGCUCGGGCUUCCUCCAUCCCCAGCCCCACAAGUUCCGGGAGCGGCAGCGAGGUUGCGCACAAUCUUGCCACCGCUCCUGGACCUGUUCUGGGGGCUGAGGUCGGGGGAAGCUCGGGCUUCCCCCGCCCCAGCCCCGCGGCUAAAAACGGAGCCAAGACAGCGAGCGGGAUCCAUCCCGCUUGGUGUCUUGGCUUCUGCCAAAGCCGCGCGCAGCCUCUCCCGGCUGGAGAGGUUGCGCGUGGCUAAAGAGGAAGCCAAGACAGCCAGCGGCAUGGAUCCCGCUCGCUAUCUUGGCUUCUUUGCUCUCUUUUUUUUUUGCUUCUUUUUCUUUAUUUCCCCCCCAAAAAACUAGGUGCGCCCUAUGGUCCGGUGCGCCCUAUGGAGCGAAAAAUACGGUAUUCUGAGCACUGGGGAGAUCAGGAACAGAACUAUGUUAUCUUUGAGCAAGAAGAUAGGAGAAGCAGCUGGGUGACUGGGCUUUUGCAGAAAGCAUUGUUAUUACAAACAUCGGAUGAGACCUUGGUGGUGGUAUCGCCACUGGGGGCUGCCUUGUUGGUGUUGACCUAGGGCAGGGCCUUUUCAGUGGUGAUUCCCCAGUUGCAGAAUGGCUUCCCCAUGUGAGGUGUGCCCAUCUCCAUCAUGAUCAGCUUUCAGGAGGAAUAUGAAAACAAUCCUGUUUACACAGGCAUUUAGUGACUGAAGAAUACUGUUCCUGGCAACCCUGAGAUCAUUGGCCAGAAUAAUGUCUUUAGUUAUAAUUCUUUUUUGUAAUGUUUGAAUCUGUUUUAGAAUGUUUUUGCUUCAUUUUUAUCUCCACAUUACCUGUUUGCCACCCUGAGCUCCUUGAGGACCAAGGACAGGGUACAGAUUCAAUCCCAACAAAUAAUAACUCUAUUUUGAUUAAUUCCUUAAUUCCUUACCUUUGCCUUGAGGCAGUUUCCAAACGUCCCAUGAAAAAUGCUAAAAACAGUUUUGAAAGCUGUACAGAAAUCCAGCUGAAGAUAUACAUUAAAAAACAAUGCAAAAAAGGAGUACCUAAGGCAGAGACCUUUUCAUCCUGCUGGAAAAUCUUGUCGGAACGAAAAGGUCUCCAGUUGUUUCCUGAAAGUAAUGUUUCCUGAUGUGAAGAGGUCUCUUUUACCAGCAACCGUUGGUUCCUAUACAAGGAAGCAAAUUCUUCCAUUUUCCGAUGACAAAUGAAAGCUAGAAAUGUCAGCUUCCCUAAAGAGGCAGAUCCCAGGCAGGUAAACAACAACAAUUGUUACCGUAUUUUUCGCCCUAUAGGGUGCACCGGCCCAUAGGGCGCACCUAGUUUUUUGGGGGGGAGAAUAAAGAAAAAAAAUUAUUUUCCCCCCAGGCACGGGGCCGACCCCAGCCCCCAGAAAAGGCUGCUAUCCGCAAGCCUUGGGAGCCCGGCGGGAAGUCGUGCCGGGCUCCCAAGGCUGGCGGAGAGCUGCCCGAAGCCUGGAGAGCAAGAGGGGCCCUUCAUUUUUGGAGGGGAAAAAGUGCGUCCUAUAGGGCGAAAAAUACGGUAAUUACAUUUGCAUCCCACCUUUCCUCCAAGGAGCUCAAUCAAGGUGUGUGGGGGGGCAAUAGUUCUCCUCACCAUUUCAUCCUUACAACAACCCUGUGAGGUAGGUGAGCCUGAGAGUGAGUGCCUGACUCCAAGGUCACUCAGUGAGCUUCAUGACCAGGGGUAGGCAAACUAAAGCCCGGGGGCCGGAUCUGGCCCAAUCGCCUUCUCAAUCCGGCCCACGGACGGUCCAGGAAUCAGCGUGUUUUUACAUGAGUAGAAUGUGUCCUUUUAUUUAAAAUGCAUCUCUGGGUUAUUUGUGGGGUCUGCCUGGUGUUUUUACACGAGUAGAAUGUGUGUUUUGAUUUAAAAUGCAUCUCUGGGUUAUUUGUGGGGCCUGUCUGGUAUUCUUACAUGAGUAGAAUGUGUGCUUUUACCGGUAUUUAAAAUGCAUCUCUGGGUUAUUUGUGGGGCAUAGGAAUUCAUUUUUUUUCCCUUCAAAAUAUAGUCUGCCCCCUCCCCCCCGCCCAAGGUCUGAGAGACAGUGGACCGGCCUGCUGCUGAAAAAGUUUGCUGACCCCUGUAAUAGGACCGAGUGGGGAACUGAACCCUGGUCUCCCAGGUCCUAGUCCAACGCUCUAACCACUGCACCACCUUGGGCACGUCAAUGCCACUUCUGACUCGGUCCAUCAUCAAUAGUGUUCUGGGGAGCGAGGAGACGACCCCUGAACUUGGCUCUGCUGGCUUUGACCAAUAAGGUUUUUGGUCCAAAACAUCUGAAAAGGUGCUGAGGUCAAUGUAACCCAAUCCCUACACUGUGGAUUUGACAGUGACACACAUCUCAGCUCCCGGGAUGAAUCACAGGUAAUUAAACUGAAAUGUCACUGAAGACUGAGGCCGUUGAAAUUGCCUUUAAAAGCUUUAUUAACACAACCCGCAACAUUAUAAAGUAACUGCAAAAAAAAGAGAUAGAAAAAUGUCAGCUAUAGACGUAGCACAGGAUGAACCCAGUUAGCACAAUGUGCACAAAGAAAUGGAAUCCAAAUUCCAGUGAGCAAAGAGGAGUGGCUUGCCUAGAUUAAUGUGGAGAAAGCAAGCAAGAGCAGGAUGCAAUCCUAACACUCUCAGAAGUAAGUCCCAAUGAGUUCAAUGGGGCUGACUCCCCUAGUAAGUAGGUUUAGGGCUUGUUAUAAGAAUUCUAAGGUCUCAAAUUUAAAUUAAAUGUUCAUAAAUGUACAAGGCAAACACAUACAUAAGUAUAUAAACCACGUGUCUGAAAUAGUAUAGGAGAGCAAUCCUGAAGCCGUUUUGACUCUCCCAAAUUGACCUCAAAUAUUUCUCUGCAAGGAGGAAGGAAAUGGGAAACCCUCCCCCAUGGUCUUUUGCUUACAAAUCCUGUCUCAAGGGUGUAUUUGUGUAUGAAUAGAGUGAGCCUGUGACCUGGGACUCAGGAACUAAAGUAUUAACCGUCACAACAGAAUGGCCAGGCUGCCCAGGUAAUGCAAUCAGUGACCAUUACUCAGUUAUCCUUGCAGACAGGAUUUCUGCUGUAGACCGCCUUCUUCUGUGAUGUAUGUAUGAUAUUUUAGGGGGGUGGUAUUGGGCUACAAGGUGGGCCAUUUCAAGAGUCUGUAUGAGGGCUUGCACACCAUUGUUCUGGGUUCUCCUCCCUCCUGUGUGUGGUGAGUGGAGACCCUGUUGCAACAGUUUAAUAAAGAACAGGCUUACUAGCCGCUUUGCUUCUCAAUAUACUCUGGUUGGCUUCUGUUAUUCUGUAGCUCAAGACCACCCCCCAAAACAUCAUACAUACAUCACAAGGGGGCAGACUACAACAGAAAUCCUGUCUGGCAGGAUACUGAUAAUGGUCACUUGAUUGCUUUACCUGGGCAGCCUGGCCAUUCCUUUUGAGAUGCUAAAUACUUAGUUCCUGAAUCCAGGUCACAGGCUCACCCAAUUCAUGCACAACCUUAAGACAGGAUUAGAGCAAAGAAACAAUGGGGAGGCUUUCCCAUUUCCUUCCUCACUGCAGAGAAUAUUUGAGGUCACUGGAAGAGUCAAAAUGGCUUCAGGAUUGCUCUCCUGUACUAUUUCAGACAGGGAUGCAGGUGGCGCUGUGAGUUAAAUCACGGAGCCUAGGGCUUGCCAAUCAGAAGGUCAGUGGUUCGAAUCCCCGCGACAGGGUGAGCUCCCGUUGCUCAGUCCCAGCUCCUGCCCACCUAGCAGUUCGAAAGCACGUCAAAGUGCAAGUAGAUAAAUAGGUAACGCUCUGGCGGGAAGGUAAACAGCGUUUCCGUGCGCUGCUCUGGUUUGCCAGAAGUGGCUUAGUCAUGCUGGCCACAUGACCCGGAAGCUGUACAUUGGCUCCCUCGGCCUGUAAAGCAAGAUGAGCGCCACAACCCCAGAGUCGGUCACGACUGGACCUAAUGGUCAGGGGUCCCUUUACCUUUACUAUUUCAGACACAUGGUUUAUAUACUUAUGUAUGUAUUUGCCUUGUAGAUUUAUGAACAUAUGAUUUAUAUAUAUGAGACCUUAGAAUUCCUAUAACAGCAGCAUCACAGAUAAGGCACUCAAAAUGCAGAGAGUCAAAUUGCAGGAUUCCCAGGCAUGGACCUGUGCCAAGCUGUUAACACUGGUAUUCUGCCAGGCCUCAACUCCCUCUUCUUUCUUUCUUUCUUUCUUUCUUUCUUCUAUUCCUGUUCAGCCCACUGCUUUUCAGCCUCGGCUGUUGUAAGCCCCUGUUCGUACUCUCCCAAUUCCCUCCUCUCCCAACGCCAGCAAAUCAGCCGGAGCAGAUCAGGCUGUCGGUGUGGCCGUGAUCGUGGCCAGAGAUACGAUGAGCACCUGCAGGACAGAGAGAAAGAGAGAAAUUGUGCCGCCGCUUGGGGACUUUGGCAUUACCUGCCAGUGCUAGACUUCCUCUGCAGCUAAUGCCUGGUAAUGCCAGUUGCUUGGAAACAGGUGCUCUGUUGCCUCGUAUCCUAGGCUUCUUCCCUUUUUUCGCCAUUUGGCAGCCAGCGCUCUAAUUGGCAUGCUUCUUGCGUGGUCACGGCUGGAGGUUUGCAAAAUUCUGUUCCAGAAAGAAAGAGGGGAGAAAGAGAGUGGAUCUGCGUUUGGGGGGUGGGGAGAGACUUUCUUUCUCCAUGAAUGACAGCUCACGUUAAUUAGACAGCAGACAUGAGCAGACAGGGAGCAGAGUGUCUGGAUGGGUGGAAUAUUACCUACGCCAUCAGUCAUGAAAGGAAAGCGCUAUUUUCUGGGCCCAGCAACAGCACUGCCUCUCCCAGUUCUGCACCCGCGACGCAGUUUGCCCUGGAGUGGAACUCUGUAAAGAACAUAAGAACAUGGGGGAAUCCUGCAGGAUUAGGCCAAUGGCCCAUCUAGUCCAGCAUCCUGUUCUCACAGUGCUGACUCUAUACUUGUUGGCAUUGUCUUGUGAGACAAUGGAGUGCGCCUAUGGGGGUGAAGCCAAACUGCUGCGAUAGCUGCACCAAAGUGCAAGCCUGGGCAGUGUGUAUGGUGGUUCUGGGGAUGCCCAGAUGUGGUGGUCGCUAAGUGUGGAACUCCCUGCCCUUGGAGGUGAGUCUGACAUCUUCAUUAUACUGUUUCUGGUGAGUGCUGAUAAGACACUUCUUUACCUAGGCACUUGAGGUGUGUUAUUUUGCUAUUGCGUGUCAAGACCCCGCAGCCCCCCCCCCGGUUGGAAAUAACUCACACAAGGACACAGAUAUUAGGUUUAUGUUGUUGGGCAAAUUUGGCCACAACUUUAUUGAAUUACAGAAUGUGAGCGGUAUUGGCUUAGACAUUGAUUGGACCCGACUAUAUCUGACUCCUGGCUGAUGUGCAGGAAGUCCGGUAAGGGUAAACCUACUGGUAGGGGGAGCCCUGUCGAUGCGUACCAACUCGAGCUCCCCCUGGUGUUCCUGUUGGGGUCGUGUCAUGGCCCUAGCCCCCGACCCGGGCUUCAGACAAGAUCCACACCCCCAGAUUCCUUUAACGGAAUACUCUUAAGCAUGGAGGGGCAGGUGAUGGCCACACCUCCCCUCCCCACACAAGGUCAAACAAUGCCUAACCGCAACCCUAACAAAGUUGUGACGAUUGCUAUGAGGUAGGUGAAAACCAAGUGGCCAUUGCCAACUUGCCAAGUGGAAAAAUUCCUACCAGGCCCCUCGGACAGCCAAGGCGACCAACCGAAGGCCAUAGCAAGGCCAGUGCCUAAACUGCAAAUAGGGAGGGAGGGCGGGUGAUUGAGGAAGCGAGCCAAGAGGAAGUCCUCUGGCUCGCUCCUUGGUUUAAACUGCCCUGGAUACGUCGUGUCCCCCCCCCCCGGGCCAGCGGAUUGGCCGUCCGGGCUCUGACGUGGCCGGGAUCCCCCGGGCAACGGGGGACAAAGUCCCCCGCCCCAAGUGGGGAGUGGGUAGCCACGCCGCCCACUGCAACUCCUCCUCACUGGGAAGUGGAGCGGAUUUGUCAGAUAUUUAAACCUGUUCUUAAUACUGUGUUUUACUAUUGCAACCUGCUCUGGGACCUCUGGGCAAAGUACGGGUCAAUAAUAAGAAUAAUAAUAAUAGUCGGAUCGUACCCUUUGAUAAGUAUGUUUUCACUCCUGCUUCAAAGAAAUGCAUCUGGCCUAUUCAAGCUUGACUCCUUUGUUAUUCCGUGUUACAAAUUUACAAAUAGAUCAGCGGGGCGGUCGGACGUUUUAAGAUAAUUAUACGCACAUGAUGUUGUAUUAAGCAUGAAAGCGAGCACCUCGUCAGCUUGCCAUCCACCUGGUUUGCUGCCAGGUCAUUUUUAUUUUGGUACAGUACGAGCCUGACCUUUAUCUAUAUUAAUUUAAUCCUAUAAAGGAGCCGGAGUAUUCCGACGAAAAUGAUUAGCACUCAAAAAGGCGGCGGAGGGGUGGGGGGGAGAAGCUCUCUCAAUUUUCCCAGUGACGAAGUUAUUAGUUUACAAGAAAGGCAUGGCCUUUGUCGGCAAGGUGGCGGAAAAUCCGUGUUGUGACUUCCAGCCGGCUGGAGCUCAAUUACUGUAAUAAAUGCAUUCCAAAGUUCAUCUCAAAUGCAUUUGCAUUUUAAUGAAUGAUUCUUACCUCCUCGUCAAGUUGGCGGCAGAGGCUAAUUUUAUUAAGUUGCUGCAUAAAUACGAUGCUUUUGAAACGAGGAUUUAAAUGGAAAGGUAUUUGCUUUGCCCCCUCCCCACCCCUUGUGUGAAAAUGACUAGCCCUUGUUUGUGCCACCUGCCAGGGACAGCGCAGAAUGUGUGUGUGUGUGUGUUGAGAGAUAGAGAGAGCUGUCAGAACAUAAUGCUUGCCUGGUGGAGACAGGGUAGAAAUUCAGUUCAGUUCUGAUUUGCAGUUUCUGAAACAAUAUGUGAACUGAAACAGAGUCAUCGUUCAAAAUUCAUGGUUGCAGUCACCGUCGCAGCAGCACCCUUCCUGUCUGGAUGCAACUGCUGAAGUUUAAAGAACAAGCAAAGCAAAAUUGCAUGGAACGGUAUACAUGUAUUUGGAGAAAACGACCCUUAAAUGCUGCAGAAUUUCGAUGAGGCUUUUUAAAAACAAAACCAAAAAACAUCAGAAACUGCUAUGGGAUUAUGGAGAACUAAACUUAAAAGAUUGGAAGUGGUGUGUGAAAUGGAGAGCUUCCAUACAGUUGGGAGACUCAGGACAGAUAAAUGAAAGUAUUUCUUUAUUCAACGCAUAGUUGAACUAUGGAACUCACUCCAGCAGGAGGGAGGCGUGGCCAACCAACUUAAAGGUAAAGGUAAAGGGCCACUAGGUCCAUUCGUGGCCAACUCUGGGGUUGCGGCACUCAUCUCGCUCUAUUGGCCUAGGGAGCCGGCGUACAGCUUCCAGGUCAUGUGGCCAGCAUGACUAAGCCGUUUCUGGUGAACCAGAGCAGCACACGGAAAUGCCGUUUACCUUCCCACCGGAGCGGUACCUAUUUAUCUACAUGCACUUUGACGUGCUUUCAAACUGCUAGGUUGGCAGGAGCAGGGACCGAGCAAUGGGAGCUCACCCCGUUGCGGGGAUUCGUACCGCCGACCUUCUGAUCAGCAAGUCUUAGGCUCUGUGGUUUAACCCACAGCACCACCUGCAUCCCUUAGAUGGCUUUAAAAAGCGAUUGGACAAAUUCAGGGAGGGCAGGGCUCUCAUUGGCUGUUAGCCACAAUGACUGUGUUGUACCUCCGCUGUCAGAGGCAUACAUUACUAGGGUUGCCAUAUUUCAUAGAAUCAUAGAAUCAUAGAGUUGGAAGAGGCCAUCAAGUCCAACCCCCUGCCAAGCAGGAAACACCAUCAGAGCACUCCUGACAUAUGGUUGUCAAGCCUCUGCUUAAAGACCUCCAAAGAAGGAGACUCCACCACACUCCUUGGCAGCAAAUUCCACUGUCGAACAGCUCUUACUGUCAGGAAGUUCUUCCUAAUGUUUAGGUGGAAUCUUCUUUCUUGUAGUUUGGAUCCAUUGCUCCGUGUCCGCUUCUCUGGAGCAGCAGAAAACAACCUUUCUCCCUCCUCUAUGUGACAUCCUUUUAUAUAUUUGAACAUGGCUAUCAUAUCACCCCUUAACCUCCUCUUCUCCAGGCUAAACAUGCCCAGCUCCCUUAGCCGUUCCUCAUAAGGCAUCGUUUCCAGGCCUUUGACCAUUUGGGUUGCCCUCCUCUGGACACGUUCCAGUUUGUCAGUGUCCUUCUUGAACUGUGGUGCCCAGAACUGGACACAGUACUCCAGGUGAGGUCUGACCAGAGCAGAAUACAGUGGCACUAUUACUUCCCUUGAUCUAGAUGCUAUACUCCUAUUGAUGCAGCCCAGAAUUGCAUUGGCUUUUUUAGCUGCCGCAUCACACUGUUGGCUCAUUUCAAGUUUGUGGUCGACCAAGACUCCUAGAUCCUUUUCACAUGUACUGCUCUCAAGCCAGGUGUCACCCAUCUUGUAUUUGUGCCUCUCAUUUUUUUUUUUGCCCAAGUGCAAUACUUUACAUUUCUCCCUGUUAAAAUUCAUCUUGUUUGUUUUUGCCCAGUUCUCUAAUCUGUCAAGGUCGUUUUGAAGUGUGAUCCUGUCCUCUGGGGUGUUGGCCACCCCUCCCAGUUUGGUGUCAUCUGCAAAUUUGAUCAGGAUGCCCUUGAGUCCAUCAUCCAAGUCGUUGAUAAAGAUGUUGAAUAAGACCGGGCCCAAGACAGAACCCUGUGGCACCCCACUAGUCACUCUUCCAAAAGUGAAAAUCCAGACACAAAAAUUGUUGGGCUUUUGCAGAAUCUGAAAAAGAAGUCUUGUAGUAAGGUUAAAGCUUACUGGGAAUGAUAUAUAAUGAAUUGAAAAAGAUGUUUAAAAUAACAUAAAAAACAACAACCCCAGAAGCUUUCUUUUUGGUAGUUAUAGGAAAAACUGAAACUGUAUAGAAUCUUAUUCAUGUAUGCGACUACAGCAGCAAGAAUGUUACUUGUCCAAAAAUGGGAAGAAGAAGAAGUCCCAGGAAUGGAUACAAAAACAUAUGGAAUAUGCAGAAAUGGCAAAACUUACUGGAAAAAUAAGAAAUCAAGAUAACAGACUUUUCAUAAAAGCAUGUAAAUGGUUUAUUAGAUAUUUACAAACAAAUUGUAAACAGAUAAGAACAUUGGCAGGAUUAUUUUAAUAACCUGCAGUUUUGUAAGAGUAUAUAUUUAAAGCAGGUGAAUAAAUGAACAAAUUAAGUUAAUUGCAGAAAAUAUUAAAAAUAAAUUUAAGGAACAGCAGAAAGAGGGGGAAGGAAGUCAAGUUUUGAAAUGUUAAAACGACAGUAAAAUUAUUGAAAUGUAUAAACCUGAAAAUCAUAAAUAAAAUAUUUUUUAAAAAAAUGAAAAAAAGAAGUUUUUGAGCUUUUUUAAAGGAAAUUUGCCAAAAUCUAUACAUUCCAACAUGGGUUCCCAUAUGUCAGGAAUUCCACAGACAUUACAGGCAGACGGCGAAUCACCUUGAGAUUCAGAAGUGCCAUUUGUUAAGUGUCUAGUAGCCUUCGAGGAGUUUUAAUGCAUUGCUAGGAAGGAAGAGGGUGUUCUGAACCCGGUUGCAGCCAUUACUUUAGGAGGUACGCGCAGUGUUUCGGGAGAUGGAUGGGCUUGUCUGAUUCGGACAGGGUAGAAAUAUGUUUUGCACGCGGACUGCAGAACAACUUGUCGUGAUGUAUCCAUUUUGCUGGCAGUGAGCGCUUUGCGUUGUCUGUCUCGUCUGUCAUCCGACAAAAGUCUUCUUUUAAAAAUAGGUGGCGGGGGGGGGGGGAGGAGAGAGACGAAAGAAAUCUUCUGCUGCAGUCUCAUAGCCAAUGCAAAAUUCAACUGUCUUCGUCUCUCUCUGAACCACAAGCCUUUAUUUGCCUAGAAUCUGGAUGAGGUCUUCUCCCCUUAUAUGUCACAUAUAUAUUUAUUAAAUAUGUGAACACCAGCCUAAUAGGGGCACAAAUGCGUCUUACGAUGGAAGCCACUGUUACAUAGUCAUCUUAGCUCAAUUGCUUUUUAACUGUUAUAUUUUAUAGGUUUUUAGCUUUUUGUGUUUGUUUUAUUUUUUUGUGAGCUGCCUUCAGUCCCAGUUCUGCAGAAAAGGUGGGAUAUAAAUAAAUCGUGGUGAAGGGAUAGCUCAGUCGGUAGAGCAUGAGACUCUAAAUCUCAGGGUUGUGAGUUCGAAACCCACGUUGGGCAAAAGAUUCCUGUAUUGCAGGGGGUUCAACUAGAUGACCCUCAUGGUCCCUUACAAUUCUAUGAUCCUAUGAUGGUGACGAUGAUGAUAUACCAGUGUGGUGUUGUGGUUAGAGUGUUGGACUAGGACCUGGGAAACCAUGGUUCAAUUUCUCACUCGACCAUGAACUUCCCUGUGUGAUCUUGGGCCAGUCACUGCCUCUCAGUCUAACCUACCUUACAGGGAUGUUGUGGGGAUUAAAUGAGGAAGGGAGAGAAGAACAUUUCCCACCUUAAGCUCCUUUGAAGAAAAGGACAGAAAUGCAAUGAGGAAAUCAUCAUCAUCAUCAUCAUCAUCAUCUGUAUUGCAGGGGUUGGACUUGAUGAACCUCACAAUCCCUUCCAACUCUAUCAUUUUCUCAUUAUAUAUGUGUGUGUGUGUAAUAUUUUUGUUGUUGUUUUUUGUUUUUUGUUUUUAUAAUUCCUUUUCCCAUCACCAUCCACCACCCCUCACCCCACCUUUGUGUUAGACUUCCAAUCUACUCAAUUGCAAUUUCUUUCCACUUCUAUUACUUUCUUUCACACACCUUUAACCUAAUUUCAUGCUUCUUUUUCUAUUACACAUUGUUAUCCAUCUUAUUUAAUAUUUCAGUAUUUAAAACGGAACUUGUUUAUUCUAACAGGAGUUCUGAUUUUUCAAUAUGGUUUUGCAAGUAUCCUUUAAACACCUUCCAAUCCCUGUCUAUCUUCUCUUUUGAGAUCCUUCCAAUUUCUCCCAUUGUUUUGGAUAUAUUGUAGUACUCCAAUAAUUUGGCAAGCCACUCUAUUUUUGUUGGUAUAAUACCACUUUCCCAAUUUUUCGCAGUAGCCUUGCAGCUACUGUUGUGUACAAAUAUAAUGUCUUGUAUAAUAUUUUUGUUUUACAAUUUUGUUUUACUCAUUUUUGUAUCCUUAAGAUAUCAAUGACUUCCCUUCUUCUCACUCCAUGGUUCAUUUUACAUAUCAUAAAAUGCUGCAUAUCUUACAAAAAACGAUACCAUUCACUAUUCCACUAUUACAUCCCUCAAAACUUAUUUACACUGUUGAAUUUAUCUUAAACGCUGCGAGCGUUUUCAGCUGUACGACUCUGUGGUUUUCUCUAUGAUUCUAUGAUGAGUAAUGGACCUCAAAGCAGUUUACAAAAAGAGUUAAGAUUAAAUUAUCAUUCUAAAACAAACAGACAAACGAACAGUUCAGCACAGCGAUUAAAAACCUUCAGAAAAUAAUUAAAUUUGGCAAUGACCAAAAAUAAUCAAAUCCAGCAUUUUCAGAUUAAAACACAUGGAAACUUUCAAUAUGCGUAGGCUUUGCCUAAGCGAUAAUGUUUUUGCCAGGCGCCAGAAAGAGCAGACUGAAGGAGCCUGCAAGAUGUCUGUAGGCAUAUAAGGUUGAGAAAGGCUGUUGUACGUAGUCCAACACUUGGGUCAGGAUGAUGUGCUCCUCGGAGUUACCCUCCAUCCUCAGACUCCCCCGUUAUGGGCUAGAACAGGGGUCAGCAAACUUUUUCAGCAGGGGGCUAGUCCACUAUUCCUCAGACCUUGUGGUGGGCCAGUCUAUAUUUUGGGAAAAAAUAAAAUGAACGAAUUCCUAUGCCCCACAAAUAACCCAGAGAUGCAUUUUAAAUAAAAGGACACAUUCUACUCAUGUAAAAACAUACUGAUUCCCGGACCGUCCAUGGGCCGGAUUUAGAAGGUGAUUGGGCCAGAUCCAGCCCCCAGGCCUUAGUUUACCUACCCGUGGGCUAGAAUCUCUCUAGGGAAUUCAAUAGCUCACCUUCCUUAUAGGUUCUGUGUUUAGGCGUACAGUGUGUCCAUCAGUACUAGUACAGGAAUCUGAAUGGAAAUCACGGCAGUUAGCAAAUUUCUAUAAAUCCGUUUUGUUAUAUGGGAGGGAAUUGGCAGCACAGAUGGCAAUUGCGCACCUGUGCAGAUGUUUCCUAUCGCGUCGCAAUCAACACAAGAUUGCUGGAGGGCCUGCGGGCUCUGAGGGACUUCCUUCCACCUUUGGUGGGAAUGCCAUCAGGUUUCAUUAUUCCGGUCCCGAGUAUAUUAAGAAAUAUCCAAAACAAUUAAAUCACCUGCUCAGGCUUCCCCACAACUGACAUUCGUCAAUAUGUGGACAGACAGCUUGUCACUCCGAAGAGCUCUUGAUUUGGAUUUUCGCUGUCGCUGGGAUUUCAACAGCCCAACAAUGAGAAACCUUGAAAAAAAAAUCUGCAUUUGGCUGUGUGGUAUUACCGUAUAACUUACGGCCUUUGCCUACCAUGGGAAAAAUUGCACAAAAACCGCACGUCUCCAGGGGGAUGGAAGGUCCAGAAUGCUUUUAAGUCAUUCAGUAGGAUUUUAUUUCCUAUGAUUUAGGGCUGGACGAUAUCUGGUUUUCAACAUUGUGAUAUAUCAUCAGCUAAACGUUGUGCUAUACCAGGCAUAGGCAAACUCAGCCCUCCAGAUGUUUUGGAACUACAACUCCCAUCAUCCCUGACCACUGGUCCUGUUAGCUAGGGAUGGUGGGAGUUGUCCCAAAACAUCUGGAGGGCCGAGUUUGCCUAUGCCUGUGCUAUACUAAUAUAUCACAAUGUCUGAAAUAAGGAUGGAGUUAUGUAGAGGCAUUGUCUGGCUUCAUGGUUUUUACAACAAGGCGAUUUUUGCAUAACACACACACACACACACACACACACACACACACACACACAUCAUGAUUCGCAAUAUACUGCCAGGUUAAAAAUUAUGAAACCAAUAUUGAAACCAUUUUUGGACGAUGUAUUGAUGUAUCACCCAGCUCUACGAUAGACUUAGAUGCUCAACAUUCACCAACCACUGCAGCUCGUAACAUCUUGCUUUAUUUUGGCACGUCAUCAUUUCUUUCCCUUAUUAUUGAUUCUUUGUCUGCCCUGUUUAUGUUGUGAUGUAACACCCUGCUACUGCACUUUCGGGGUUGCAAAUAGUGUUCACAAAAAUCUUUUUUUAAAAAAUGAAUUAAAUAAGUUCUUCUGACAGGAAUGAGAAGGAGGAAGGCCUCUGAGACAACCCAUAAUCCUUUGGGUCCUGGACUUCUUUCAACAUGUGUUCUUUUACUCUUUGCAUAAAGAGACAGAGAGUUCUUCUGGAGGGUUGCUGGAGGGGAAUAAUGUAUCUCCAUAUUGGUAGCUUUGCCAUCACUUCAGCGCUUGACCUCCCGCCAUUUUUAACAGGUAUCUGAUCAACUCGGUGAAGAUCGGGCGGGGCUACUUCCAUAUGCUUCGCAGAGAAACUCUGGAGAGGCAGGAAGCAACCAGGCUGGAAGAGUGGAAGGAGCAGGAAAGGCAGAGGACUGACUGUCAGCCGCCGAAAUACCCAUCAUCCUCAUCCUCCGAUGAAGACUCAGGGGAUGAAGAACUGACUGAGUAGGUGUUCUUCGAGGCUCUUAAUCUAUUAACAGCCGUUUCCUUUUUCCAAAUGUGACCUCUAAGUGGCGCCAUCGGGUCCUUGAGGUUCGAUUGAGAGCUGAGCUGACGGCGUCUCAGAAGAUCAUCCACACACACCUUUUUGCGAGGUUGACUAGCUCAGAGUUGGCCAAUGCGAUGCCCUCCAGACAUUUUAGACAGUGUGAGAAACGGCCGUGUAACCUAGGGCUGCCAUAUUUCAAAAAGUAAAAACCAGGGCUUGUCGAUUAACUUAGGUCUAAGAUCCAGGAUGUAUGGCAGCCCUACAUACACCAAGUGGGACGCAGGGGGGCGCUGUGGUCUAAACCACUGAGCCUCUUGGGCUUGCCAAUCAGAAGGUCGGUAGUUUGGAUCCCCAUGACGGGGUGAGCUGCUGUCGCUCUGUCCCAGCUCCUGCCAACCUAGCAGUUCAAAAGCACGCCAGUGCAAGUAGAUAAAUAGGUACCACUGUGGCGGGAAGGUAAACGCCAUUUUUGUGCACUCUGGCUUCCGUCACGGUGUCCCAAUGUGCCAGAAGCGGUUUAAUCAUGCCAGCCACGACCCAGAAAGCUGUCUGUGGACAAAUGCCGGCUCCCUUGGCCUGAAGUGAGAUGAGCGCUGCAACCCCGUAGUCGCCUUUGACUGGACUAAACCAUCCAGGGGUCCUUUACCUUUACCAUAUACCAAGUGAGAUUCUUGGCUCAGUGCCAUCUACACUGCCUGGCAGCUGCUCUCCAGGAGCUCAGUCCUACUUGGAGAUUCCAGGGAUCGAGUCACAGACUUUCUGCCUGCAAAACACAUGCUUUACCCCUGACCAAUCAUAGGAGGCUUCCUUAUACCGAAUCAGACCAUUGGCUGACCCAGCUCAGCAUUUUCUACACAGGCCAGCAGCAGCUCUGCCAGAGUUCCUCGCAGCCCUACCCAGAGAUCAAACCUUUUGGCAAGCAAAGCGUGUGCACUGCCCCUGAACGUCUCUCUUGCACAUGGGUUUAGGGUAUACACACAAUGGCACUCAUAGACCGGACAUUAGAAUGGGGGAAUGAGUGGAGGCUCCGCAUGGCACAAUUUGAAUCAGUAUUAGAAGGAAUUAUGAUAAUAUCUCUAUGCCUGAAGCAUAUGAGACACAUUUCACAAUAUAAAUCACCUUUUUUAAAAGACGAUUCCCCAGCCUUGCAUUAAAGGAACAUCUUUAGCUGUUAAGCAUGCAGGAGAUCAAAGAGGAGGGUGAUUUUGCUAUUAUGACAUUUUCCUUGUACAGGACUCUGCAGUUGUAAAUGUCUAUGGGGGUGCUAAUUUUGCAGGUCAGGGUGCUCUUCAGAAAGGACGAGGAGUGCCAGGAGUGGGUGUAAAUCAGAUCAAUAAGCAGUUCCUGUCUAGAACAGAUUGUGCUUUUGUUUUCUGACAGCUGUGUCUCUUUGUCUCUCUCUCCCCCACCCCCCCACCCCCAAGUUUCUUUCUAACAGAAUGUCCCUUUCUGAGAGAGACUGAGAAAAAGAAGAAGAAGAAAAUUGUCCGACCUUUCACCCCCGUCUACAACGGCCUGCUGUCGGAAAAGCAUCCGGAUGCCCAUUUGUACGUUUGAAGGCGUUAAUAACGUCAAGAAUACUCUCUGACUCUCUGCUUGCCAUUUCUUUUCAGAGACCACUUGCAGUUUGCUUGUUGGUCUGGGGAAGGCUAACUGUACAUGCUCAGAGGGGACUUUGGCUCCUUUGUUCACUUGGGGAAAGGGGGAUGAUAACCAUGUAUGGAAUAUGAAGAUGCUAAACAGGUGGUUAAAGGAAGAGUGUUUGUUUCCUUUGAACAGUACCUGCAAGAGAGUUUAGCAUUUAUUCUGUGUCCAGGGCAACUGUCUACCAGCUCCAUCUGGUAUGCUGCCUGAGACCCUCCCUACCUGCAAACUGUCUUGCCAGAAUGGUGCAUGCUCUGGUUAUCUCUCGCUUGAACUACUGCAAUGCGCUCUAUGUGGGGCUACCUUUGAAGGUGAAACUACAACUAAUCCAGAAUGCGGCAGCUAGACUGAUGACUGGGAGUGGCUGCCGGGACCAUAUAACACCGGUCCUGAAAGAGCAACAUUGGCUCCCAGUACGUUUCUGAGCUCAAUUCAAAGUGUUGGUGCUGACCUUUAGAGCCCUAAAUGGCCCAGUAUACCUGAAGGAGCGUCUCCGCCCACAUCAUUCAGCCCAGACACUGAGAUCCAGCUCUGAGGACCUUCUGGCGGUUCCCUCACUGCAGGAAGUGUAACUACAGGGAACCAGGCAGAGGGUCUUCUCGGUAGUGGCACCCGCCCUGUGGAACACCCAUCAAAAUGCCAAAGAGAUAAACAAUUAUACGACUUUCUGUAGACCUCUGAAAGCAGCCCUGUAUGGGAAGUUUUUUAAGUUUUAUGUUUUGCUGUGGGGUUUUUCAUAUUCUGUUGGAAGCUGCCCAGAGUGGCUGGGGAAACCCAGUCAGAUGAGUGCUGUUUAAGUAAUUUAUUAUUAUUGUGGUUAUUUUUAUACCUAGUUAAACUGUUGUUUUUGAGGACCACAAGCCCAAAGCCCAGUUGCGUAGUUUUCUGCUUUGUGGCCCAUUUCCCCCUCUCCAAACUCACUGCCCCUGAGCCCACCUCCUCUGCCAAUCAGCCCCACCAUCUGCCAGUCAACUCACCAUCUGCCUUUCUCCCUCUUUCUCUUUGACAGCGACUCCAUCUUCCGGCAGCUGUGCGCCCUCAACUGGCUCUUGGAAGCUUUGACUCUGGAUCCCAACAGCAGCAUGAAACCUGUGAUGACAUGCUGGAAUCCCAGGUGGGUCUUGGUGCAGUUAGGCCAGGUCAUGGUGUUUGGGGGGUGGGCUGGUCCCCCCCCCCCGAGAUACCUUGAAAAUGGGCAGGCGGCUCUGAAAAUGGGGUAGAGCAACUCCUCCGUUGGUUGGGGUUGAGUGCGGCUUCACUGCUGUGAGUAAACUAUGCAAAAAAUCACCCCAUGAGCUUGUGUUGAAGAAUUUAGCCAUGGAUUUAGAAGGCUAAAGGUAAAGGGACCCCUGACCAUUAGGUCCAGUCGUGGCCGACUCUGGGGUUGCGGCGCUCAUCUCGCUUUAUUGGCCGAGUACAGCUUCCGGGUCAUGUGGCCAGCAUGACUAAGCCGCUUCCGGCGAACCAGAGCAGCGCACAGAAACGCCGUUUACCUUCCCGCCAGAGCGGUACCUAUUUAUCUACUUGCACUUUGACGUGCUUUCGAACUGCUAGGUUGGCAGAAGCAGGGACCGAGCAACAGGAGCUCACCCCGUCGUGGGGAUUCGAACCGCCAGCCUUCUGAUCGGCAAGCCCUAGGCUCUGUGGUUUAACCCACAGCGCCACCUGCGUCCCAUUUAGAAGGCUACACGGCUGUAAAUUCCAUAUUCUAUACCUUCAAGAGAGGACAGGUCACUAGCCGUAAGAAAAGCACUCUGCACGUGUUUAGAGCCAGAAGCUGGGUACUUUCCACGACUGGGUCCUGCCACUGGAUGUGGAAUCUGUGGCUAGGCCCAAGAGUCAGUUGUGUCUCAGCGGUGCCAGAAGGGGCAUGGAAUAAAAGCCAGGGUGUAACCACUGAAAGCUCGCCCCCUUCAUUUUCCCCCCUUAGGCACUACGGCGGUGCAAAAAGUUCCUUGAAAGUCAUCGCGAAAGAAAAGACGGUGAAGGCUCGAUGGGAGCACUUUCUCUUGCAAACAAAGGUAACUUGCUUUAUGCCAGUUUCCAAAUACAGUCGUACCUUGGAUCUCGAACGCCUUGUGACUCAAACGUUUUAGCUCCCAAACGCCGCAAACCCUGAAGUGAGUGUUCCGGUUUGUGAAGGUUCUUUGGAAGCCAAAUGUCUGGCACGGCUUCCGAUUGAGUGCAGGAAGCUCCUGCAGCCAAUCGGAAGCUGCGCCUUGGUUGUCAAACGUUUUCAGAAGUCGAACGGACUCAUGGAACGGAUUCUGUUUGACAACCAAGGCACGACUGUGGUUGUUUAGUGUUUGUUUAGAGCCUCAAAAAAAUAAAAUAAAGCAAAUCACCAUUCCUGACACCCUCCCUGGGUUCUGGGGUUUUCCGCCAGCCCUUCAGAACAGUUUCCGUGGCAUGUGUGGUUGGAGGAGGAGUGUAAAUUCUUUCUCUGGUGGGGUGGUUACUUAGUGCUCUACUGGGUAGCUGUCACUGUCUCCAUACUGCAGAUGGGAUAACUGAGGCUUGCCUUAUGGCUCUGCAGUGAGUGUUGGAUGCCACCACACACAGACUCAGCACCUCCACCCCACCAGCCCCUCAUACUUGUUUUUAUACCAUCCAUCCUUGGUGGCCUCUGAACCCCCCUUCCAACAACUAGCUAUUAUUGUUGCUGUUGUUGUUGUUAUUUAUUAAAUUUGUAUACCAAUCUAUACCCACAGGGCUCACAGCAUAAAAUCACAAUAUGGAAACACAAAAUACAUAAUAAAAACAACAACAUAACAAUCCCUCCCUCCUCCCCAACACAUUUUAAAAGGGCAUUGGAUGCCAAUCAGCCCAAGGCCUAGUUAAAGAGGAACAUUUUUGCCUGGCGCCUAAAGGUGUAUAAUGAAGGCUCCAGGUGAACUUCCCUGGGGGAAAGCAUCCCAUCCAUACAGCAACCAGAAACAUAGCCAAUAAUUCUCUGUAUUGAAUUCCACGAUUAUUUCUCCUUCCGGUCAAGAAGUGUGCUAGAAUCAGAUCUCAGCAGAGGAUUUGGUCUUGUUCAAAAAAGACCUCAUUCCCAAAAAAAUUGAUCUAUCGGGUAAUCCCACUGCAGGAAAAGCAACAAUCCUCUUCUCCGCCAUACUAUUGUUGGAGUUUUAUAACAUAUGGAAUUUUUUACAAGUGUCCGGUCCCAGCAGAAUAGCAUCUUCAAAGCACCUCCUUGAAUGCGUGCCAAAAUGGCAAAUCUGAACCCAUUUUCUCCCCCUUUGUUCAUCCUCAAGCCAAGUGCCUAAAUCAGUUUCCCCUGUUUUCCUAAUACUUUGUGGAAUUGUGUGUGUGUCCCCGUCAAACAGUAGGACCAUCCUGAUGAGGCACCACCUCUUAUAGGCUUUCUGUUGCAUUUCUCCAGAGCAGAAAAUACACCCAGAAAGGACAGUACCGGGGCAGGAGAAUCCCCAAGAGGUCUUCCACCAUGAGCAUCUCCUCUCCCCACAGCAAAACGACCCUGACCAGCACAAGCUCCCUGUCGCCCAUCUACGACGAAGCAGCCCAGCCCCCUUCCGACAGCGCCAAGGAAGGGGAGGAGAUGGAGUCCAUCUUCAGCAAGCAAACCAGGGAGGAAGAGGAGCCAAUGUGCUACCGUGAGUCCCGGAGAGCUCAGUGACUCCCCUCUAGGCUGUCACGGCUACCCCUCUCCAGAAUUUAUUUAUUAUAUCACCUGCCUUUUUUUUUUCCCCCAUCCCCUUCUCAGAACUGCAGACGCUGCUUCAGAUGAUACACGAAGACGUGGCAAAGAAUUUUAGCAAAGAAAAUAUGUUUUGGAACUUGACGCACGGCUGGUACGUCGCGCCUUUUGUGGAAGCGGACGGGGUCACAGUAUAAAGAGAGAGUGAAAGGCAGGAUAUAAAUUCCAAACUACUACUACUACUACUACUACUACUACUACUAUUACGCCGCUGCUGCUGCUGCUGCUGCUGCUUCUUCUUCUUCUUCUUCUUCUUCUUCUUCUUCUUCUUCCUCCUCUGCCCAGUCCCUGACACCCGAUGUCAUCCCGGAGAAACGGAUGUUGGCAAGUCAAGCUGCCAUUUCCCCAUACCCAGCCAGCAUCUCAUUCCAUUGCUUGCUCCCUGAAGCCACAAUCACACCAUGUAUUUGGAGCGCUCUGAGAACACUUUGAACAGUCGCGGCUUCCCUCAAAGAAUUCUGCAUGUUGUGUUUUGCUGAGGGUGCUGAGAGUUAUUAGCAAACUUCUGUUCCGCCUCGUGGGACUACAAGUCUCGGAGUCGUUCGACAGUUGAUCCCUCUUCCCAGGGAACUCUGGGGAUUGUAGCUCUGGGACAACAGCGGGGUGUCUUCUAGUGACCCAUAACAAACUACAGCUCCCAGGAUUCUUUGGGGGAAGCCAUGAAAGUUUAAAGUGGCAUUGUCGUUCACAUAUGAUGUGAGUGUGGCUUAAGAGUCUUCCCAUCUCCCCAAUUUCCUCCAAAGGCCCUACCCAGAGAGUCCCGAUUGGACAACUGCGGAAAAUUAUACCCGUUAAUUGGAUCGGAUGACUGUGUAUCUCAAAAGAGAGGCCAGAUUUGGGGGGGUGGGGCACUUCUCAUUGCAUUUUUGCUUCAGUCCCUGCAUUCUGGCCACAUGCAAGACUCGGUUUCUGCUCCUUAUUUUGUAGUUCGCACACCAUAUUGUCGAGACGCGAGCUGGAGAGCGAAUUUUCGUUUGGGCAGAAGGGCAAAAGGUAGGGACUGAGCACGGUGCAUAUGGCCGCGACGCAGCUGAACAUAUCGCUCAUUUUUUCAGUUUUUUACUACAAUUCGGACACGAAUAUUCUUCAUGCAGUUGCUGGAAGCCACAGAGCAUCCCGCCUGGCCACUGCAAGAACAGGAUGAGCAGCUGAGAUCUUACGUUCAAAGGAGCUCUUCAGUGUGAAUAUUAUGGGUGCCAUGGCAAUACCAGGAGUCAGUUUUGCUAAUGUAUGAUUGCUUUUAAAUGUUUUUAGAUUUUGUGUGUGUGUGUGUGUUUAAAAAUUUCCAUAUGAAAACUCACCAGUAUUUUUAAUGCAAAUUUAUCCCAAGGGAUAGCUCAGUCGGUAGAGCACAGGACGCAGGGUUGUGGGUUCAAGCACCAUAUUGGAUAAAGGAUUCCUGUAUUGCAGGGGGUUGGACAAGAUGGUCCUGGGUGUGCCUUCUAACUCUGUGAUUAUUUUUUUUAAUGCAAUUUUGCCUAAAACACACAUUCCAUCGUCUUUGCCUGCCACUCCUCUAAUGUUGGUAAAUCCGAGUGUCUUGCUUUUCAGCUCAGUUUCGUCCUCGAAGGAAGAGAAGACCAGCACAGGAGUCGCGAAAGAGGAGACCUCAGGGGAGCAGAGGCCAAAGAGGUAGGGAGGGGGAGCAGCCGUGUACAGUGGUACCUCAGGUUACAUACGCUUCAGGUUACAGACUCCGCUAACCCAGAAAUAGUGCUUCAGGUUAAGAACUUUGCUUCAGGAUGAGAACAGAAAUCGUUCUCCGGCGGCACAGCAGCAGACCCCAUUAGCUAAAGAGGUGCUUCAGGUUAAGAACAGUUUCAGGUUAAGUACGGACCUCCGGAACGAAUUAAGUACUUAACCCGAGGUACCACUGUAGUGGCAAGUUCAGAAGGCCAGGGUGCCUUCAGCAUCAUCCUAGGAUUAUGGAACAAUCUCAUAAUGGCCUAAUAAUACUAAUUAGGGAUGCUUUGCUACAAUCAGUGCAGCUAGCUCUCCAUGUGCUGCCUUUCAGAUAGCUCUAUUUUCUGUGCACAUACCGGGACAAAUGACUUGAAAUGCUCCAAUAUAUUCUUUCAGAGCGACUUAAAUCGUGUUUUCUGUGACGUUCCAUUGUACGUAACAGAACUUGCAGGCCGUUCUCUUGAAACUGAAGCGUUGGUGGGAUUUGAACUCUGGAAUUGCACUCGUUGCAAAACAGCAGCACGGGUUCUCAGCUACUUGAGAGCCCUAACUCUGUAUGUCUGGAAGAGACAGGCACCAAGAGCAAUCGUGUAUGAGAGAAGUACUCCGGGAUUCUUUGCCUGAGUAAUCGAGGCUGGAUUCCUCAAGCUAACAAUCCUGGGUCUGCAAACUUUUGUAUCCUCGUCCUUGCACAGAAGAAGCCCCCUGAUUUCAGACCUGCCCCCCUCCCUUGAUUGUUAGCUGUGUGUGUCCAUUUCCCUUUGAAUUUCCUUGCAGUUCAAUGACAGUGACUGUCCGGGAAGAUAAAACGAUGACAGCGACCUACUCGGACGAAGACACCACUGAGCAGAUCAACAAACCUCAAAGGUAGGUGUGCGGAGAUAGGCUUCUUUCCUGAGGGUCAAUAAGAGGGAGUCUAUUCUGGCUGUGCAGAAGCUCCUCCCACAAACUCUGACAUCACCCAGAAGGAGGAGUUUGCACACACCCAGGGAAGUCUCAGUGGCAGAAAGUAAGGUGAUGAAAUGCAGCUGCUCAUUUGGGGCUCCAAGAUCACAGGCCUUUCCUCUGCUAUCUGGCUGAUAGAGAGGGGAUGAUUUGUUUCUAUAUUAUAUAUAUCUGGUAAUUUAUAUACUGCUUAUCUGUAAACAGAACACUCAGGAGUUUACAACGUAAGUGAGAAAUAUCUUAAAAUAAACAGCUAGUACGAUUAAGCGCCGGAGCUUUUCUACAUUCUGUGAAACACAGGUACCUACCAAACUGAGCAUCAUCUUUAGCAUCAAAACGAACAUCAUACGUAAAUUCCAAAAGAAGAUUCAUAGCGUGAUGAGUGUUUUGUGGAAGAAUGGAUGCAUUUUUCGGACUAUUUAAAGAAUAGUAUGAUGAUCUCGUGAGCAGGACUUGAGCUAUGAGCAAGAGAAGUAACUAGAUUAUAAUAUUAUGGUUAUGAUUUGAUAGACGAUAGAGUGCAACAGACGAGGAAAAGCAACAACUCCAUGGAUAACUGAGUGGGAAGUUGACAAAAAUAAGAAAAAAGACGAACUUGUGUUUUGACUGCCUGUGUUAGAAAUGUUGAAACUUAAUAAAAUAUAAUUGAAAAAGAGAGAGAAAAUUCAUAGUAAACAAGCUAAGCGAAAUAGCAUCAGGAGGUGAGAAUCAGACCAUUUUGCACUUUGCACAGCAGGAUGGGGUACUGCCAUAUGUCUGGAUUUUCCAGGACAUUUAAACAGCCUGGACACUGUCUACGUGGGCCAAACUACAGACUACGCUGUGUCCGGAUGUAAAACCUCUCGAUAUACUUGUCUCUAGAGCAGGGGGUUUAGUGGGCUGUUCAGCUGAGUUAGCAUAAGAGAGAAACAUAGGACAGGGGACUUUUUUGUCCCAGGAGCUGAAUCAGAGGCCAUCUGGUGAAGCUGAACAGUGGGAGAUUCAGGGCAGACGAAAGAAAGGGCUUCUUCCCAUGGAGUAUAUAGUAUGGAACUUGCUCUCCCACAAGGUGUGGCGAUGCUUUUAAGAGAGGAUGAGACCAAUUCAUGGAGGCUAUCUGUGGCUACUAAGUAUAUUCUUCCAGUUCCAUUGUCCCAGGUGUGCCUUUGAAUACCCAUUGCUGUGAAUCUCAGGCAAGGAGAGGGUUUUCCAACCCAAGCCCUUUUGUUUGCCCCAGAGAGGUCCGUUUCCCAAACUGGCCAGCUUGGGCAGAUAAACUGGGCCUACCCUUCUUCCACCUCUCUAGAGACCUGGAGCCUGUGGGUUAAUACCUCUGCCUCUCUCUCCUCCAGCCUCUUCCUUAAAAGGAAAGAGCAGACUUUCCAGAACAUGAAGGAUAUCUUCCACGAGGUGGCCCACGAGUCUGCAUUCAGGCUGCACGAUCAACUGGACAUCCUAGAGAGGUAAAUCAUAUUUCGUCUUCCAUCUUGGUUAUGAGCCCAAGCCCAGAACUGGGGCAGGACAUUGUCCGGUUUUCGACAUUGUGAUAUAUCACCACCUAAACAUUAUGAUGCACCAAUAUAUCACAAUGUCUAAAAUAACAGUGUAACUAUGUAGAUGCAAACAGGGUAAUGUCCUGGCAACUGCUACUACUUAGGGAAACUGUCCCCCCGCAUCCCCCCUAAAAAACCCUCCCGUUUUUACUCUGCGGCUCCCAGCUUCAGCCCUGCCUGUCCUGCGUCCCUACGGCCCUGUCCCCAGAACAGGGCAGAUUUGAACUUGCAGCUGGGUGGGCACUGGCAAUCACACCUUGCUCAAAGGGUUCACUUUAAAAAACAACAACACGUGAGCUAAAUUGGCAGGAGGCGAGAAGAGAAGAGCACGAGGAAGUACCUGUGCCUGAGUCGCAUCACCAAGUUCCGAAAAGAUCUCGAGCGGAUGAGGCAGUCGAUGGUGGGGACGGAGCCGGAACAAGACGCCGAAUCCGAGAACUGGUGAGGAAAUGGGUAAAGGGGCUUCUGUAUCCAGGGCACCUGGUAUGCAGGCUGAGAGCCUACCUGCCCACAGACCGUCUCGCCAGAGUGAUGCAUGCUCUAGUUAUCUCCUGCUUGGACUACUGCAAUGCGCUCUACGUGGGGCUACCUUUGAAGGUGACCUGGAAACUACAACUAAUCCAGAAUGCGGCAUCUAGACUGGUGACUGGGGGCAGCCGCCAAGACCACAUAACACCGGUCUUGAAAGACCUACAUUGGCUCCCAGUACGUUUCCGAGCACAAUUCAAAGUGUUGGUGCUGACCUUUAAAGCCCUAAACGGCCUCAGCCCAGUAUACCUGAAGGGGCAUCUCCACCCCCAUCGUUCUGCCCGGACGCUGAGGUCCAGCGCCGAGGGCCUUCUGGCGGUUCCCUCACUGCGAGAAGCAAAGCUACAGGGAACCAGGCAGAGGGCCUUCUCGGUAGUGGCACCCGCCCUGUGGAACGCCCUCCCAUCAAAGAGAUAAAUAACUGACAUUCAGAAGACAUCUGAAGGCAGCCCUGUUCAGGGAAGCUUUUAAUGUGUGACAUUUUAGUGUAUUUUUGGUCUGUGUUGGAAGCCGCCCAGAGUGGCUGGGGAAACCCAGCCAGGUGUGCGGGGUACAAAUAAUAAAUUAUUAUUAUUAUUAUUAUUAUUAUUAUUAUUAUCAUUAUCAUUAAAAGCCAGAGUGCUUUGCCGCGGGGAGAGUGCAAAACAGGGUACUGGCACCAGGAGCCAGCUUCCUAAGAACCUCGGCACUUGCAUUUUAAAAACAAAACCCAAAGUUUCUAGCUUGUCAGGAGGCAGUUGAAAGCACAGAGGCAUUUACAGGUGACCUCCGGGAGGCCAGGAAUCUUGGCAGUCACAGGAAGUCGCUUCUCAGUGAGCAGCAGGCAUGUAAAAAUGUUUUUCCAGCAGGAUAAAAACAUGCAAAAAAGGUGGUCAAGGGGAGGUGUUUUAAAACCAGGAAGUUGGCAGAGUUCUGCCCUACCAUCUCAGUUUCCAGUAGGGAGGUGGAUAUGGCUGGACAGGUUUUGCCGUUCUCCAUUUUAGGAUUUUGCAGCCUUAAGACACUGCCUUGCGGACCUGUCAUGGGCAUUUGGUGGGUGGGAGAGAAACUGUUUUGACAUGCAGUUGCUCUCCAUCACAUCGUGGAGGAAAUGCCAUCUUGGAAGACCCUAACACAAUGUUUUCCAAACUUGGGUCUCCAGCAGUUUCUGGACUACAACUCCCAUCAUCCCUAGCUAGCAACCCCAGUGGUCAGGGAUUGUGGGAAUUAUAGUCCGAAAUCAGCUGCAGACCCAGGUUUGGGAAACACUGGCCUAACAAGCUCACCACAAGCCGUCCAGGACACUUGCGCUGAAACACCUGUUUUCGUAUCUGUUCCAAGGUUCUCCACUUUGCUGGCCAGGAUCCCAGAUGACGUCAAGAGAGACCACCGUACCCAGAAAGUCCUAAAGAAACUGGAGAGGUUUGCGAGGAAUCCGGACUUGCGCAUCCGGCCGCCCACCUUCCUGAAAGUGUUGGGGGAGCUUCGGAUCUGGGAAAUCUGCUCUCCGGACAUCUGCGCGGCUGUGGAGGUGAGAGAUGCGAAAGGAGAGUCUGUCUGAAAGGGCCGAGAGAGCCCAAGGCAGAUUUGCUCAUCCCUGGGCUUCUCCAUGACAAGAGAGAGAAAACAAAUUCAGUUCAUUAGGCUCUAGCUCAAGGAUCCUGGUAAGAAAUCUUUGGCCUUCUGGGAGGGAUGCUGUGCUCUGCAGGCCUCUGCUUCUAUCCAGAAUGAUUUAGAUUACCUUUUUAAAUGUGCUCAGAGAGCUCCACGUUUGUUUUAUUGGAGCAAUCGGUACAAAGCCUCUGCAAGAUCAGUCAGCGUUAUUAUUGCCAUCUUGCAAAGGAGGGAGCUGAGAGAGAGAGAGGCGUUUCUUCCUCUCCUCUUUCUAUAUAAAUCCUGGAAGCUCAAGGAGGGUAGCACAGUGGAAUUGAUCUAGGGUAAUGUUAGCAUGGACAAUUUCACAUAGUGCACCAUUGAACUCCCGGGAUGAAAAAUAUACCCCCAAAGGCCCAUCAAGUCCAGCAUCUUUCCUGCGCUCAUUGUGGCCAAGCAGAUACCCUUUCUCAACCCUGGGUCCCCAGAUGUUGUUGGACUACAACUCCCCCCUUCCUCUGGGCUCUGUCUCCUGUCCUAGGUAAUUGAGGACGCGGCGGGCUUGGAGCUGCUUCAGUACCACCUCGAGAGGAGAACACCUGAGUUUGCUAAAGAACCACCCGAGGCAAAAGGGGGCAGGGGGAGUCUUGGAGAGCAGAGGAAUACUAUUUCCCGUUUGUCUCGAGUGCCUCCGGGUGCGUGAGAACAGAGAACAUCCAACAAAAGAUAUCCAAUACAGUUCCUUUCACAUAAGUGCCGUGGUCCUGCAGGCUGGUUUUUAGAAGCUAUCCCUCUCCUUGGGUACAAGCAAUUCUGGCAGGUGGAGAGGAGGGGGAUGACCUUGUGUGGAAAAAGAGCCCGAGGGUCCUCGUGCUUUUUUCCUGCUUAUACACACAGCCUAUUGAAUCUGCUUUUAGGUUUAAAGGAAAAAGGAAAUUUGGGGGAAGAUGAUACACACAUCCCCUACAUUCGCCCUCAAUGGUAUACUUAACUCACUUUGUGCUGGAUUUACUUGUUUAGACUGACAAGAUAUUGAAGGGAGAUAAAUCUGCAACUAGGAGAGUUUCCUGACCAGUCCUGAACAAAUGACUAGACGAGUGUGAUUUGGAUCUCCAGGGAACAACUGCAGUAGCCAUCUAGGGUCCAUCUAGCUCAGUAAUGUCCACACUGAUUGGCAGCGGCUCUCCAGAGUUUCAGGCAGGGCCCUACUUGGGAGACAGCAGGAUUUGAACUUGGGGUCUUCUGCAGUUGCCCUACCACUGAGCUACAACUCUCCCCUACUGCUGAACUAGCAGGGGUGCAGCUAGAGGGCUAUAGCAGCAGAGGCGGGGGAACCUCGACCUUCCCCAGAGUCCAGCCUUGUAGCUCGUAAGCCAGAUCUCCCACCAGGGUGACAUUGCAGCAGGAAUGAUGUACCACUACCCAACUCACCUUCCACUUACUGGUCCCCCAACCACAGCUUUGUUUCCAGCAAUCCAAACAAUACCAGUGCCAGUUUCCACCAAUUGCUGCCCGUUCGGCUUCCAGUAACCUGGUUAGGAGGACCCGUUCCUUUAAGAUAUCCACCCAGUAGAUGGUGGAGAAACUAGUGUGGAGCCUAAUCGCUCCUAAUUGGACUGUUUUUAAAAAGGAUGCGAGUUCCAGGUCUUGUCCAAAACCUCUUCAUCACUUUUGCGCAAAACCUCACUCUUACUAUUUCAGGAAAUGAAAUGGGCAUUUGCCCGUUGCCCCAUGAAAAACGCAGACACUUCCAUUUUGCCUGGUGUGAAGCACAGUGGCCAAGGCUUUUGUGCUCUUUUUGCACAUUUGCCUUGGUGCUCUUCCUCGAGAUUUUUGUUCCAGCCAUGCAAGAAGCACUCAAGGAAGGUGCAAAGCAGGACAGGUGAGAGCUGUUACUAGGGCCAGAUAGAGAACCCUAGAGAGCCCCAUUUGGCCCCAGGGCUUAAGGUUCUUCACCCCUGCUCGGUGGCCUGUAUGUUUCUCCUUUACAACCUGUCACACAUUCCCUCUUGCCUCUUUCAUAGUUCCUGCGUGAAUAUAUUGUGGAGAUGCCCAUGGAUGAUUACAAACAAUGGUUACAGUCUCGAGUGACAAUCCCUAAGCGAGCACACAGCGCUCCGCCGAUAUGCUGAAAGCCCCCCUCCCCGCAAGGGCCGGGUCAAAAAGACUAAGGACAAAGGCUUCAUUUUUUGUAAAAAAAGGAAUCAGACACGGGCUGAGAAAGAGCUGGAUGAAGCCGACACCUGGAGUGUCUACUUGGAGAACUGUACUCUUGCUCAUACGCCUGGAAUGAUGCGUGGCUAGGGCCCAAGGGCCACACUCUAGAACCCUCUCAAAAGGCUGGAAUUGCUCAUUCUCAAAAAGGUUCAUUUGGAAUUGCAUCACCUUCGCUUGCAGCUGCAGGCUCAAAAUGACAAGGAAGAGAAUUGAACAGCCAAAGCCAUUUUAACUUUUAGAUGUUUAAUUUAAUUUGGGACAGGAGGCAUGGAAUUACGUGCCUGCGGCAACCUGCAGGUCAGUGAAGGGAGCGGAUCCCUUUGCUUGUGGUGAUCAGCUCUCUGCUGAAAGGGAGCAGAUCCCUUUGCUUGUGGUGAUCAGCCCUCUCUGCUGACAGGGAGCAGAUCCCUUUGCUUGUGGUGAUCAGCUCUCUCUGCUGAAAGGGAGCGGAUCCCUUUGCUUGUGGUGAUCAGCUCUCUCUGCUGAAAGGGGCAGUUCUGAGGCUUCAGACCAAUGCCAGCAUUUGCAAAUGUUUUGUUAUUUGUGUAUGCUUUGAAUUAUUAAAAAAAUUGUUUUAGCGGUGUGCAUUCCCAGCGGCUUCUCAUCCUGUUAGUAGAGCAUUAGACUCUUAAGCUCAGGAUUGUGUGUUUGAGCCACAUAUUGCGCUAGACUCCUGCAUUGCAGGGGGUUGGACUAGAUGACCCUCGUGGUUCCUUUGAACUCUACAAUUCUAUGAUAUACUGAGCUUCCACUUAGGGAUCCAGUAUCUGCAGACGGGAUUUACUCACUCAUCAGAUAACACACCCUGUCUCCUACUGCCAUCUUCU
This is a messenger RNA of Podarcis lilfordi (Lilford's wall lizard), 55219 nucleotides long. The record is from the annotation of a GenBank genome assembly. Lineage: Eukaryota; Metazoa; Chordata; Lepidosauria; Squamata; Lacertidae.